GCGGCGCAGGCGCCGUAGGACCGCUCGGGGCUUCCUCCCUCUCUGUCUCCCUCUCUCUCUGUGCAGCCAGGCCCUGCGAGGCUCCCGGCGGCGGAGCUGGGGCGCGGGCGCGGAACGAGAGCAAGCGGUGGUGGGACGCGAAGGACGCUCGCCUUCCUCGCCGGGGACCUCCGGCGCCGCUCCUUCCCUCGCAGCCGCCGCGCCGCUUCCGAGGCUGCAGCGACGCGCCUGGAACUCCGGCGGCGCCAACGUUCCAAAGGGAGCCGGCGGCGUUCGAAAUCGGAACGUUAGCGGCGGCGGCGGCGCUACAUUGUUUCCCCGCCCCCGCCCCGGGUCCCGCCGCUGCUGCCCGAGCGCCCCUCCCGCCCUCCGCCUUCCUCCUGCUGCAUCUCCGGAUCUCCGCCCCCGCUGCUGGGACCCCUCCGGCCCUCGGAGCUGCCUUCUCCGCCGGCCCUGUGGCCCCGAGUCCCCGGGGGCUCUCCCGCUGCAUGGACUAACCCCACAGCGGCUCGCCGAGACCAGCCGGGCCGCCGAGGCAACACGGAGCCUGGAGAGAGGUGAGCAGCGCGGAUUCCUUGCCGCCCCACGGGGCGUUGUGGGGAUCUAAAGGUUCGUGCCCCCGCUUCCUCGCAGGCCGCCUGGAGAGGGGCGACUUAACCAUCCUUCCUCACGCCUUUUUUCCUGGCGCUUUGUAGGCGGGUGGGAACUCGGGGGAUAUUCCACUCAAGUGACUAGUCCCUGGGGAAGAGCCGUGGCGGGGGGCGGGGGUGCAUCACACCCACCAAAGCGCGCUUUCCCACGUAAGGCUUCCGAAAAGAAGCCGAAGGGAAGUGGCUGGCAAGCCGGCCGGCUGGCCGAUCAGCCUCCCCCAGCCGCCCCAGGGUGCGAGGCGGCGGCGGGGCGUGCUCCUGGCUCGCGUCGCUGCCUCGGGGAGAGUCGCUCUCCCUUCGACUUGGACGAGGCCUGCCACUUCCCUUCGGCCCCGUUGCUGCUUCCCUUUCUCUGGGUGCAAGACCCGUCGGGGUCUCGCGGGUGGGCGAGAUCCGUCGGGCUGCUGAGGUGUCUUUGGAUCUGCAUCCUCCCUGUGUGUGCCUUGAAUGUUGAUGUCCGGCUUCGUGAUGACCUGAUGCAGGACCAGCGGCGGAGGGAUAUUUUCAGAUCACACCUUAGAAAGUGGCCUGGUCUUCCUGGAGGGACCUCAGCGGUGUAGAAGGCGAGAAUCAAUGCCAUGGGGAAAGGCCGUCUUUUGGAUGGUUUCGCCCUCCCCUCUUUCCUAGAAUAAAUGAAAUUUCCCUUCAGUGGUUCUUGGUAACUGAACAUUUCCUGGAGCCCAAGUCGAUACACAGAAACAAUGGGGGCCCAUAAGCAGCAGCAGCAGCAGCAAAACAUAAUGAAACAAAUACUGUAGAUGCUUCCUGGAAUGCUGAUCACCCAUUUCUUCCCUGUCGCUUAUUGUCUGACCCCUUGGUUACCCCUCCCUUUUCUGCCCACAUCUGGCAGACCCUUCCCUCCGUGCCCCAUGGAGUUGCUUGCGCAGAGCUCCCUCUUAACUUCCCCGGGGGUUCUCAAUGAACUUUUCUUCCGAGGUGUGUGUGGCAGCAGAAACGCCGCUUGUGGGGUUCUUUUGGCGCCUCACAGAGCCGGAGCCUGCACGGGUGUGAAGAAUGGCUGGCGGCUUGGAGAUCCACGUUGCCUUUGUAUGGCUGCCGUCCAUCCCCACGGACAGUGCUGCUACAGUCCUCCCCAGCUGGGCCUUUGCAGACGCACAUUGUCACCAUCAGUGAGUCAUAUUGUGUGUGGAGUGGCUUGUCCGGCCAGCGGGGAGGGAUCUGUGCUGCCGUCCUUACAACAGCCAUUGUCACACCAGCAGGCCUGGGGGCAGGCAGGGGCAUAAUGCAGCAAAGCUAACCCCCCCCCCGCCUCCAAUAGGCAUUUGAUGGGAUAAGGGGUUUAAAAGGCUCAGGGACAGGUGGGUGGGAGCUUAUUGUUACCGCAGCUAAUUUAAAGGUCUGGCAACAGCUGAUUAAAGCUGCCCCUGUGAGGGCUCAGUGGUGCUGGGCGCUCAGGAUUAGUGGCGUGCUGCUGAGGGCAGAGAGCGGCUUCUUCAUGCAUGUUUGCAUACAUACAUGUUUUCCAGGCAGCAGUUGUUUUUGUCUGCAGAUUGAGAAAGGUGCAUAGAAAUUAAAGGAAGGGCAAAGAUCUGGUCCCCGCUAGCUCCGCAUUGCUGGAGGUAGGAGGCCAGGUUAGAUUCUUCCUGUUUUUCAGAUGCCCUGAGCAUCAGGAAGUACGACUUACUUACUUACUCCAUUGCACUUUAAAUAAUGCAAAGCCCUUUAUGACUAUCUCCUGCAAGUUGUUCUCUGCUAUUCCUGUUCAAAAUGGGGGUGUAGAAUUUCCAUAAAUCCUGAUGCCCCCCCUGAGAAAAGCCUGUUUCUUGCCACCCUGGAGGGGGAAGGGAGCAAUAGAGAUUUUAGGAAGAAUUGAAAUAUGUGUAAGACUUUCCCAAUCAAGCCUUAGCUUAUUUUACCUGUUUAACUACAUACAAUUCAUCAUUUGUGGUUUUAGUUUAUGAAAGUGUACUCUGUGGUGUGUGUAUGACAUUUUCAGAGCACAAAAGUAAGUUUACUCAGAAAGAAUGCUCGUUCUGUUCAGUGGCACUUUCUUCCAUGUAAAUGCAUGUUGGAUUGUGGGCUGAAAAGUUUGUUUCUUUGCUAUUUUUCUAUAUUGCCCUUCCUCCUACAGAAUCUCAGGGCAGUGUCCAAGAAACUGUAACACACACAUAUGAAAUCAAGUGGGGCUCAAAACAAUUCAACCAUUAAACAAUACAGCAGUGGAUUAAAAUCCAAAGUCAGCCCUUAGUCAGCGCUUUAAAUACCUGCAUGGAGAGAUCCAUGUGUGUGUUUUGUUUCCAGAAUAAUCAUAGAAGUGUAGAGUAGGGAGCGACCUCAAGGAGAACAGAGUCCAACCCCCUGCAAUGCAGGAACAAAGGUUUUCUUGCACAAAGUUGAAUCCUACUGUUAGGUUUUUCUUUUUACUUAAUUCCUCUACCAAACCCUGCACUGUUCUCUCACCCUCUCAGUUCAGCCUGGCAGCUCCCCUGUGAGGUUGGUUGGGCAUGAUUGACGCAGGGUCAUCCAUAUCAGGUUUAUAGCUGAGUAGGGAGUUGAACCUGGACCUCCCAAAUCAUAGCUCAGCGCCAUAACCAUUAGCCCUUGCUGGUUGAAAUCUCUGUGCGCUUGGGGAGCUCCUGGAAUAAUUGUGGGCCAAUUACAUUUUCUCAGCUUAGCCUACCCUACAGGGUUGUUGUGCGUGUGUAUGUGAGAAGGAAGAAUUACGGGGCUCUUGGAGGGUGAAUGCAUAAAGGCAAGAAAAGUGAAAGUGCAGCUGAUUUGCCUGUCUUUGUCUGCACGUGGCCUCAUAGUUCUUAGGCUGCGGCAGAAGACAGCUAACUUUUGAGAGAGCAAAGUCAAGAACACUCCGUGGCUUAGAUCUGUUGGGUUUUGCCUUGCGAGUCUCUGCCAUGUACCGUAUUUUCGUUUUCAAGUCUGUUUGCCAAAGGCUUGUCUUGCCUCAUUCAAAUGGAGAUAGAUUAGAGAGGGAGUGACUGACUGAGAUAUUGGAUAUCUGUUUCAGAUUAAUCCAGUCAGUGCCAAGCUGGUGCCCUCCAUGGCUGUGCUGGCUGAUGGGAAUUGUAGUCCACAACAUCUGGAGGGCACCAGCUGGGCAAAGGCUGGAUUAAGUAAUUUAAAGAGGAAAGUUUCUCCAUCCCUCCCAACACUAGAACUCUCGAACAUCCUGUGAAGUUGAAUGUUGAAAGAUUCGGGACAGAGAGAAGGAAGUACCAUAUUUUUUGCUCUAUAAGACUCACUUUUUCCCCUCCUAAAAAGUAAGGGGAAAUGUGUGUGCGUCUUAUGGAGCGAAUGCAGGCUGCGCAGCUAUCACAGACGCCAGAACAGCAAGAGGGAUUGCUUCUUUCACUGUGCAGCGAUUCCUCUUGCUGUUCUGGCUUCUGAGAUUCAGAAUAUUUUUUUUCUUGUUUUCCUCCUCCAAAAACUAGGUCUUGUGGUCUGGUGCGUCUUAUAGAGCGAAAAAUACGGUACUUCUUCAUGCAGUACCUACGGUACCACGUACCUACAGGACCGCUUCUCCUGGUAUGCCCCGCGGAGGACCUUAAGGUCCAUAAAUAACAACACUUUGGAGGUCUCAAGGAGAUUAGAUUGGUUUCAACUAGGGCCAGGGCCUUUUCAGAACAUCUUUCAGCAGGGCCUGCAAGACAGAGCUGUUCCGCCUGGCCUUUGGUUUGGACUAGGUCUGACCCUUAUGUUUCCCUCCCCUUAUGGUCUUGAUUUAUCAGCUACUUUAAAAUGAGGCUGCAUUUUAAAUUGCAUUUUAACCUGUAUUUUAAAUUGGUCCCCCCCCCUUUUUCUCCUAUUACGUUUUUACUGUGAUUUUGUUGGUGUUAGCUGCCCUGAGCCUGGGGAGGGUGGGAUAUAAAUAAAAUUUAUUAUUAUUAUUAUUAUGCAUAAUUAAACUGUGGAACUCACUCCUGCAGGAGGCAGUGAUAGCUACCAACCUAGAUGGCUUUAAAAGAGAAAUAAAUUCAUGGAGGAAGACAAGGCUAUCAAUGGCUUCUAGCCUCAACGGCUUAUUUUCUGCCUCCAUGGUCAGUAGGCAACAAAGCUUUCGCUGGAAGCCAAGAAGGAGAGAGGUUUGCUCUUGUGGUUGAAUCCUGCUUUUGAGUUUCUCAUUAGGGCAUCUGGUUGGCCCCUGCGAGAAGAGGAUGCUGGACUAGAUGGGCCCUUGGCCUGAUCCUGCAGACUCUUCUUAUGUUCUUAAUAGCUUCUGGGCUGGAACCACCUUCACCUGCAACCACAAUCCGAUGUGGAUUCACACAAAGCCACAUAAGAUCAGGAGUGUUUUUCAAGACACCUGCGUGCACUUCUGGGUUACCGAAGUACUAGCUGUACUUUUCAGUGGCAGGAUCGUGGCCACAAAAUUAUGUAGGCAUUAUCGUUUUGACAUUUUGCAAGACGUUAGUCACCACACGGUGUUUGAGGAGCCUUCUUUUGCAGGUCCCUGAAUCUGAAUAAAAAUGUGAUGCUCAACAGAUUAAGAGGAAGUCACUUGAAAAUUAUUCAGGGGAAAACAUGUUGAGUGAUCUAGUAUUAUUUGGAUUGUAACUUUUAAAGGUUUUAGUUACAAGGAACAAAUUGUUAAUUUAUUGAAUUUGUUAGUCGCUUGUUACACAAAACACCUCAAAAGAAUUUGGAACCUUUUAAAAUAUUCUAUAUGAUAUGUAAGAUAUUUUAUAUUAUAACACAUAUCUGGAAAACAUGUGCCGUUCAUUAAAAAUACCUAAAGCAACUCCCAAUAACAGCAGCAGCAAGCACUGGAAAUCCUUGCUCUGACGAGAUGUUUGUUGGAUGCUGCCCCUUGUAAUUAAAAUGGGGGGGGGAAUGUGGCCCUCCAGAUGUUAUUGGACUCCAACUGCCAUCAUCCCUGAUCAUUGACCAGGCUGGCUGGGACUGAUGGGAGUUGGAGACAGAUUCCCUGGCUCUGAUUUAAAAGAAAUAAGGUUCAUUGUGCAGUUUGUGCCCAGCUUUGAAUGCAAUAAACAGUAUCUGAGAACAGCACAACGUGGCAUUUCAUCCCACCUAGAUUUGACAGUCCCCUCCUAGGAGAAGAACUGGCUGGCUCAGUUGUUGCUUGCACCUUGCAUUCAUUUUAGCAGGCAUUUGAGUUCUGGUUGACAGCUCUAUAGGCUCAUAUAUAGCAUGCCAAGUCACGCCAUCUAGCUCAGGACUGUCUUACACUGACUAGCAGUGGCUGUCCAGUGUUUCAGACAGUGGUCUCUCCUGGCCCCACGGGAGAAUCAGAGCGUGGACUCAGAUCUUUGGUAUUCAAAGCAGAUGCACCACUGAGCCUCAUCCCUUUCCAUAUCUAUUGAUCUAUAGAUGGUUGAUCUGCUGAUGUGUUCUCUCUUUUUUUGGUAAAAAAACCCUGCUUCCUGUUUCUCAUGUGGUCUAAUAUGAAUACUAUUUUCAUAAUUUUAAACAGUUUGCAUUCAGUUGUGUUAGCUGUGUUAGCAGCUCUUAAUAUAUAAAAAUUAAACAUUUUGAAAUAUAGUAAGUAAAUAUAUGCAUAAAAAUAAACAACUAAACAUCAAAAUCCUAAAAUAUCUAAAGAAAAAUAGGAAUGCUAAAUCAACCAAAUGAUUUCUAAAUUUCCCCCCAACAUUAUCCUAAAACAAUUAUUUCAGUAUUAUGGCAAACAGCUAGACACCUGUCCACUGUUGAAGGCAGAGUGCUGGUCCAGAUGGGUUGCUGUUCUGAUAGUGUGAGGAAAUUUGUUAGGUUUGUUCUGCCAGGUGGUGUCGUCACAUUAUUUUGGGUGCCUCUACCCUCCCCCCACUGCCAGCAUGCAUACCCAUGAAAUUACCACGUAAUUUUAUUGUGCGUAAGUUUAUUAAAAUUCCUGGUUUUAUUUUUAUUUUGGCUAAUAUUUUUGCAUAAACUUUUUUUUUAAAAUGCUUGUUCAUCUUGGUUUAUUUUAAUUGACAUUUUAGAUUGUCAAGCUGCUUAGAGGUGUUCUGUUGAGUCUGUAUUGUAGUAUAUGCGCUGUCUGUUAAGAUGUUAAACUUGAAUGAGGAUAGGGAUUAUCUAUCUGUCUGUCUGUCUGUCUAUCUGUCUAUCAUCUAUCUAUCACUGGCCUGUAUCAGUCCUUACAUUGUACACCCCAACUGAACCAGGUUGUGUGCAGUCUAUUUCCUCAAUUAGCCAUCUUUACUUUGAUUGUGUGCAGUACUUCCUUGUCCAGCAAUGAGAUCAUAGGGCACUUUGCUGUGGCCUGAGAUGUUCUCUCUCUCUCUGGAAACCAGGGAAACCUGCAACCCUCCAGGUGCUGCUGGAUUCCUGAAUCCCAUCAGCUCCUGCUCGUGUGCACAACCGUCAAGGAUGUUGGGAGUUGUAGUCCAGCAACAUUUGGAGGUUCCCUAUUCCUGAUGGAAGCUGAGCCUCCUGGUAAGGUAAAGGUAAAGGGACCCCUGACUAUUAGGUCUAGUCGUGACCGACUCUAGGGUUGCGGCGCUCAUCUCACUUUACUGGCCGAGGGAGCCGGCAUACAGCUUCCGGGUCAUGUGGCCAGCAUGACUAAGCCGCUUCUGGAGAACCAGAGCAGCGCAUGGAAACGCUGUUUCCUUCCCGCCGGAGUGAUACCUAUUUAUCUACUUGCACUUUGACGUGCUUUCAAACUGCUAGGUUGGCAGGAGCAGGGACUGAGCAACAGGAGCUCACCCCGUCGUGGGGAUUCGAACCGCCGACCUUCUGAUCGGCGAGCCCUAGGCUCUGUGGUUUAGACCACAGCGCCACCCGCGUCCCUCCUGGUAGUGCUCCUUAAAUGAUGUUCAUGUGACUGUUUUGUGAUGUUGUGACCCUUGCCUAGCUAAGAGUUCAUUGGUGUUUGCCCACCUCCCGUUAGGGAUAGCUGCCCCCAUGUUAUUCCUGAGAUGAAGCCAGUGUCUAUAUGAUUUGCUGGUGCUGUGAGUGAGUGCUGCAGUUACUCUCCAUGUAAUCAAGGCUCGAUAAAGCACAUUGCUAGUAGCAAAUGCAAGCCAGGCUGUCUGCAACUAAGCAACCACAGAGCAAUUUCUGUUAAAACAGCACUUUGGUGCUUCACACUUGUGGUGUUUGUUUUGUGCUGUUGGUGGGAAGCCUUUUUGUUUGUGCCCUGCUGAGUUAGUGGAAGAGACGGGCUUUGUUCUUCUGUUUGGAUUGCUAGCCGCCAAAUUAAUAGAGGCCAUUGCACCCUGUUCUCUACUGGGAGCAGGCUAAUUGUUCUGGCUGGCGGGGGUGGCCGAAUCCUGGCUUAGAAGCCUACGUGACAAGGCUUAAAUGCGCCAACGACCAUAAUUUCCAUGGCAAUUAUUUCCCAUUUUAUUCCUUCUUCCAGCUCAUUUUGACAGUGGCAUGCAGAGGGUCCCAAAUUCAAUCCCCAGUAGUAUCUCCAGGUAGGACUAGGAGAGAACCUGCUCUGAGUUCCUGAGGAGCAACUGGCAGUCUGUGUAGACAAGACUGAGCUAGGUGGACCAAUGGCCUAUCCAUAACUGGUUGAGUCUGCAGUAGUGGUGUCCUCCAUGAUCUCUGCUUCUCAUGCCUGCUUUGUCAAGAUGAUGGAGUUGUGAUGAGUCCCAAGGUAAGAUGGGGAUGUUUAGCCUAGAGAAAAGAAGACUGAGAGGAGAUCUCUUAGCCACUUUCAAAUAUCUGAAGGGCUGUCACAUGGAAGAGGGAGCAAACUUGUUUUCUGCUGCUCUAGGGGGAAUUAAUGGAUUCAAAUUACAGGGACGGAGAUUCUGACUCAACCUUGGGAAGAACUUUCUGAGGGUAAGAGCUGUUUAACAGUGGAAUGAACUUCCUUGGAGGGUGAUGGACUCGCCUUUGUUGGAGGUUUCUAAGCAGGGGUCAGGUGGCCAUCUGUCAGGGGUGCUGUGAUCCCUACACUGCAGGGGGUUGGGCUAGGACCCCUGAGUUCCUUUCAACUCCACAACUCUUAAGAUUCUAUGAGAUUUCUCCCCACCCCCUGCAAAUUGUCAGGCUUGCCUUACAGGGAGAAAGGGAGGCCGUGGAGGAGGCAGAUGGACUCACUUGUCUGCUAAGAAGAGGGCCAGGGUUUUUGAGCUUCUCAAGGCUGAAUGAAUGAAUGAAAAGAUCCCAUGGGCCAAAAGUGGCCAGAGGGCUGUAAUUUCCCUGCUUCACUGUGAUGCUCAGGACCACUUUUUGUUUUUGUUUUUUAUAAAAAAAAUUAUUAGUUUUUCAACGUAUCAUUUUCAACAAUAAUUAAACAUACUUUUACAUCUUAUACAAUUUUUUGACUUCCAUCAGUCACAUCUGAAAAUUUUCCAAUCUAUUUACUUAAUUUACAGUUCUUAUUUUCACUAUUACAUUUAAAUCUCAUAACUAAUAUCUUUCUCUUCUUUGCAAUAUUUCAUAUAUUUCUCCUUACAAAACUUCUUGUAGUCCUGCUAGCGUAAUUUGUUGAUUACAGUUGCUCUUCAAAUAAUUUGUAUAUUUCUUCCAAUCUUCUGUAAAUCUCUGGUCCCGCAGGUUUUGAAUCCUGCCUGUCAUUUUAUCCAAUUCUGCGUAGUCCAUUAAUUUUGUCUGCCAUUCUUCUUUCAUUGGUAUUUCUUCUUGCUUCCAUUUCUGAGCCAACAAUACUUUUGCCGCUGUUGUUGCAUAUAAAAACAAUAGGACCACUUUUUGGAGGUACUUUAAAUCAGGGCUGUCACAUGGUCAAAUAAACCUUAGGCAAUUGAUCAGUUAAAAGAUUCAUAAAUGUACAUAAGAUGAAAACAACACUACUGAAAAGUGAAAGCACCCCAUAUACCAGGGACAUGGGGCCAUCUAGAUGUUGUUGGGCUACAGUUCCCAUCACCCCUGACCGUUUCACUGGCUGGGACUGAUGGAAGUUGUAGUCCCACAACAUUUGGAGGUUGGCAGGUUCCCCAUGCCUGCUGUAAAUGAAUAGCAAACUCUUCUCUAAGCAUGGGUCCUUAUGUGGCCCAAUUGGCACCAAUUCGGAGAAGUUACCUCCAGGCCUGGGGGCACUUCAGGGUUUGCAAAAGUGCCAAUGAGAGAGAAAGAGAUAAACUCCUAAGUUUGGGGGUAAAACGACCCAAUGAGACUUGAGCAUGCUCAGCAGCUGCAGAAUACUGACCAACUGGUGAUGGGAGAAAUAACAAAAAACUAGAAUGAAAUUGAGCAUUCUGAAAGACAGCAUGGCUGGCUGGAGUUUUGAACUAGAGAACACCACGCUGCAACAUUGUGUUGCUGUUUCCGCUUGGGCUUUAUUAGUUUUUAGAUGAUGCAGACAUAUGCUGCGGUGGGACACCAUCUUGAAAGAGGCAUUGCCAAACCAGUAACAAUUAUUUCAAAGAAGAAAGAAAGAGCAUUGCAAUGCAUAAGUUUGUGUGUGUGUGUGUGUGUGUGUGAGAGAGAGAGAGAGAGAGAGAGAGAGAGAGAGAGAGAGAGGGGAGAGAGAGAGAGAGAGAGAGAGAGAGAAUAUUCUGGUAUGGUGCCCAUCACCCGCAGUUACUUUAAAGUCAUGCAAUAUUUUUUUAAAUCUGCAGUUUAAUCAGGACACUUUUAAAAAGUUGUUUGCAGCCUUCUAGCUGAUCGGUGUUGCUGAUUAGCCAAUGAAUCAUUGCAGCCCUAAAUGAAGCUGGGUUUAUCACUGAGAGAAAAGCAGCAGGGAGUUGGAGAAUUUACGGCAGCGGCAGCAGGGGGCAUUUAACAAGGGUGUACCCAAAGGUAAACUGUUUAGUAAAGGGGUGGCGUUGUAGCACCUUCACAGAUUUGGGCGUCAAAUGCUGCAUCUAUUGGAAAUAGUGCGAACGCACACAGGGUGGUUCUGCUGAAUCUGUUCAGGAGCAUUCUGUUCACGCCUGGAUUUGCCUGUUAAAUAUCUAUCCUGCAAGCCUCCACAAGCGCUUCCAGGUUUUAAAAGGAAGAGUCGAUGAGAGACAGAGCGCUGUCUGAGAGGCAGGAGAGUUUUUGCCACUCGGAAAUGGCCAGACUGGUUGCUUCAUUUAACUAUGAUUCCUGCGUUGCAAGCGUUGGACUAUCACCCUUUCAGUUCCUCACAGCUGUACAAUUCUAUGAUUCUGUGUUCCUAACAAGAUAAACAGCAGAAAAUGCAUGGCUAAUAAAGUUAAAAACAAAACAAAAAGGGAGCAUAAAUACACUUUCAGCGUGACCUAAAGUAACUUCCUGAUAUUUUGUACUCCCAGCUUCCAUCAUGCUUGGCCAUUGGUCAUGCUGUCUGGAGCUGAUGGAAGUUGGGGGUCCAACAUUUGUUUUUGUUUUAUAAUAUUUUUACUAAAUUUUCAACAAAAAAUAAACAACAACAAACAUAGAAAAUUAUACAUGACAACGAUAUCAAAACCAUAAAAUGGGAUUCUUUGAAUCCCAUGACUUCCUCCCUCCGUUCUUUAAAUUCCCUUUUCAACUGCAUGUCAUUUCUACUCCAAAUUAUUUUUUCUACCUCAAAUUUCCUAUAUUUAUUCUAAAAUUACAAGUGUUCUUAAAAUCCUGCCAGUAUAUUAACCUGUUUACAAUACUUUUGCAAAUACAUACCGUAUUUUUCGCCCUAUAGGACGCACUUUUCCCCUUCCAAAAAUGAAGGGGAAAUGUGUGUGCGUCUUAUGGGGCGAAUGCAGGCUUUCGCUGAAGCCUGGAGAGCAAGAGGCGUAGGUGCGCACCGACCCCUCUCGCUCUCCAGGUUUCAGGAAGCUAUCCGCAGGCUCGCGCGCCCGGCGGGAGGUCCCACCGGGCACGCAAGGCUUGGGGUGGCAGCCCAAAGCACGGGGCGCGCUGUGGAGCACGCCCCGUGCUUUGGGCAGAUGUCCGCAAGCCUUGCGCGUCCGGCGGGAGGUCCCGCUGGGCUUGCAAGGCUUGCAGGCAGCAGCCUGUUCUGGGGGCUGGGGUCGGGGGAAGCUCGGACUUCCCCCGCGCCAGCCCCGCGCCUGGGGGGGGGGAAAUAAUUUUUUUUCUUUAUUUCCCCCCCCCAAAAUCUAGGUGUGUCCUAUGGGGCAAAAAAUACGGUAAUAAAUAUUUCCCAUUCUUUUAAAAAUUUCUUAUCAUCUUGAUUCCUGAGCUUUCCAGUUAGUUUCACCAUUUCAGCAUAGUCCAUUAACUUGGUUUGCCAAUCUUCUUUGGUCAAGACUGCUUCCUCUUUCCAUCUUUGGGCUAACAGCAUCUGGGUGGCCGUCAUAGUAUACAUAAACAAUUUUUUCUGGUCUUUUGGUAUCUUCUCCUACAAUACCUAAUAAAAAGGCUUGUUUAGUCGUGUCCGACUUUUCGUGACCCCAUGGACCAGAGCACGCCAGGCACUCCUGUCUUCCACUGCCUCCACUGCCUCCCACAGUUUCGUCAAAUUCAUGUUGGUAGUUACGAGAACAUUGUCCAACCAUCUCAUUCUCUGUCGUCCCCUUCUCCUUGUGCCCUCCAUCUUUCCCAACAUCAGGGUCUUUUCCAGGGAGUCUUCUCUUCUCAUGAGGUGGCCAAAGUCUUGGAGCCUCAGCUUCACGAUCUGUCCUUCCAGUGAGCACUCAGGGCUGAUUUCCUUCAGAAUUGAGAGGUUUGAUUUUCUUGCAGUCCAUGGGACUCUCAAGAGUCUCCUCCAGCACCAGAAUUCAAAAGCAUCAAUUCUUCGGCAAUCAGCCUUCUUUAUGGUCCAGCUGUCAGUUCCAUACAUCACUACUGGGAAAACCAUAGCUUUAACUAUACGGACCUUUGUUGGCAAGGUGUUUAGUACAAUAAUUAAAUUAUAAAAUCCUAAAACACAGAACAAAUGACCAGUGCUGAUCAAAUUAAUUCCCUUGGCAAUUUUCAGCAGGUCAGAAUUGCAGCUUGCACCCGUGAACAUAGAACAUGGGAUACAGCCAUCUAGGAAUACAGUUUUCCACAUGCUGUGUCCAUAAGUACCUCCCCUCUCCUCCCUCUCCCUCUCUGCAGGAGGAGGAUCAUGUGGUUAAGUCCUGGGAGAAUAUAUCAAAGUUCUUAGUCUGCUUUCUAGACUGGAAGUAAUUUUUCUGAGAAGGAAAGGGUUGUAGCUCAAUGGCAGAGCAGCUGCUUUGGAUGCUGACGGUCUCAGGUUCAACCCAGACCAACCCAGGUCCAUUAAUUUGUAUGUGUCCACUCUGGGUAAAACUUCCUGGGAUAAAACCCCAUCUUCCUGUGAUUCCUGGAACUGACUCUGAUAAACACUCUUGGGAACCAACCUUUCAAGGGUAUGUGACACGCAGUCUCUUGCUAGAGGAAGUGCACACUUUUGCAGUUGCCUAGCUGUGAGAAUAGGAUGAACAUAAAAAUCCUGCUGAGCGAUUCAUUUUAAUAGUUUGAUUUAUUAAAAGGAUUUUAUCCCACUUUUUUAUAUAAAAUAUCUAAAUCGUUGCCUCACCUAAUUGGAACACUCUAGGAUACCCAGUCAGUUAAUUGUUUUAAAUCACCACAAUAUAGCCUCAAAAUAGUGUUAAAAGCAGCAGCAUGGUGAUGUGGGAGCAAUCGAUCAAUAGCAGCAAGCACAUAAUAAAUAUCCUGAUCAGCAGAUGUUUGACGUCUGCCCCCCCCCCGCAAAGUCUUCUUGAAGUUGAAGGAUCUUUGCCAUCCAUCUGCUGGAGGACAGAAGAGAAAGGAGGGCAGCUGCAGGUCCUGGGGGAGAUAGUUCCACCAAGAGCUGCCUUGUGCACUGCCAGACGUUUGGCUCCUGGGAUGCCUCUACUGCCAGGCAGUUGCCUUUGUACGGUUUCAAACAAGAGUCUUCUCUGCCUCUUCCUGGCGAUGCCAUUGGGGAUUGAACCUGCGACCUUGGGCAUGCAGAGCAGGCACUGCCACUGAGCCUGGGCCUUACCCCUCCCAGCUUGACCCAUGCUGCUCUACAGUGCCCCUCUGGAGGCGCUGGGGAUUGAAGCGGAGUCCCCUUGCGUGGAAAGUGCAGGCUCGGAUACUCAGCCUUGGUCCCUUGAGAGCCUGAGUGCAGUUACUGGAAAGUUCCUCUCAGGCGUGAGCCACCGACUUGGACUCCUGCCAACCUAACAGUUCGAAAGCAUGUCAAAGUGCAAGUAGAUAAAUAGGUACUGCUCUGGCAGAAAGGUAAAUGGCGUUUCUGUGCGCUGCUCUGGUACGCCGGCUCCCUUGGCCAGUAAAGCAAGAUGAGCGCCGCAACCCCAGAGUGGUCCGUGACUGGACUUAAUGGUCAGGGGUCCCUUUACCUUACCGACUUGGAAGGUAGCUUCACCUUCGGGAUCUUGUGAAAGCACAGGAAAGAGCUGCUGUGCUGGUGUCUGUUCCCUGCCUUCUUUCUUUGCCUUCUUUCUUUCUUUCUUGAAAUGAUUUUUAUUAGAGAUUUUCAUGAUCUACAAAGAACGUGCAAUGUCUUUCUCUCUUUUGAUCAGAUUAUAGUCAUACCUCGGGUUAAAGUUGCUUCAGGUUGAGCGUUUUCGGGUUGCACUCUGCGGCGACCCGGAAGUAACGGAAUGCGUUACUUCCGGGUUUCGCCGCCCGCACAUGCGCAGACGGUCAGAAUGACGUCACAUGCAUGUGCAGAAGCGGCGAAUCGCGACCCGCGCAGAUGCGGGUUGUGUUCACUUCAGGAUGUGAACGGGGCUCCGGAUCCCGUUUGCAUCCAGAGGUACCACUGUACAGUAUAAAGUCUUUUGAUUACGUUCAAUGCAAAAUGUAAAACAAUGAUUUCAAAGGUAGGGGAAGAGGGCAGAGGGUGGGUAGUGAACUUACACACUAUCUUGUUGUUUUGUCAACUUGAUAUUUCAUGACAGUGUCUAUUGAGUAGGUUUUCUUUCUGUAAAUUUGUUGGUUUAUACAGUAUUGGCGAUGAGAGAAGAUUAGGGAGGCAGGGCAUGUUUAUUUGCCUUUAAUGAACUGUAGUGAGAUUUGUUUGUGUUUGUGGAAGGGGGGUAUGGAAUAUUGGGUCAAGUUAGCCAUAUUGAUCUGUAUGCUGGUGGUAGAUCCCUGCUAUCAUUGUUGUCAGUUUGCGCUCUGUGUGUAAUAAAAGGGAGCUAUACUGGGAUGAAGGUGUCCUCGUGUCAGUUUUAGUUUGUUGGUUAACUUUUCUAAUAAGGCCAUUUCCCAUACAAUUUGGUACCAAUGGUCCAUACUUACUCCGGACAAGUCUCUCCAGUGUCUAACUAUUACGUUUCUGGCCACUGAGAGUAGGUGAGUCAUAAGCUCUUUGUGGUGCAAGUGAGCGUUAUUGUCUUGGAAAAUAUUUAAUAGGGCCAAUUCUGGGGUGGGUUCCAAUAUCUGCUUAUAUACGUUAUAUAUUUUUUGUAGGACUGCUGUCUGAAAGGGUUGGAUUCAGGGACAUUUCCACCACAUGUGGAGGUAUGUGCCUGUAGAAGUACAGCCUUUCCAGCAUUUUGGUAAGGUUCCUGGAUGUAUUGAUGCCAAUUUCCUCAAUGUCAGAUGCAAUCAAUAGAUAAGUUUCAAAGUGAGAUCCCUUCUUUUGACUGAGAUGUAUUUAAAGGGAUGUUUGGACCACAUUGUAGUCCAUUGGGUAGAAUUUAUUUUGUAACCUAUGUCAUGUUCCCAUUGUUUUUUAAUUGUGUCGAGUAAGAUUGCAGGGUUGUGAAGCGAUAUUUUUAUAUUGCAGAUACCAUCCCUCUACCAUGUCCAUCUGCCAACAAAAGAAGCCUUUCAAAGGCGGUCAAGAGCCUAGUGGCCGCCGCUUUUACUGUUGGGAUAUUUAGGAAAGCAUGUAGUUGAUGGUGUGUUAGUCAGGGUACUUGAAUGUACCCUAAUUUAUCCUGUAUUUCCUAUGUUGAUAUGGGUUUAUUGUUUAUGUAAAAAUCUGCUAAACUGUAUAGGUCUUUGGUUUGCCGUGUUUCUAUGUGAAAGUUUUGAGCUGCAUGACGGAAUAACGGGUGAUGAGCCAAAGGGAUUAGUGGGGAUGGUCUAGGUCUUAAGCAUGGAUAGUGUGAAUCUAUUGAUUGUUGAGGGGAGUUUUCUCAGCUCGUGUUGGAGGAAUGGGAAUGCAGUAGUGGGAAUGUUUUCCAAUGUGUGCAUCUCCAAGCGUACCCAUCGUAUGGUCUCUUCUUCCAAAAUAUAUUGGAUUUUGUGGCACACUUGAUUAGCGAUGUAAUGUUGGGAAUUCCCCAACCCCCUUGGGGCUUAUUUUUGGGGCUUAUUCUUGACUUUUUGUUUGGGAAAAUGAAUGACUGUAUUUUUUCCUGCCAUUUACAGAAUUGGAUUGACGGAAUCCAGAUUGGAAAGGUUUGGAAUAAGUAGGUUAAUUUUGGGAGAAUGAUCAUUUUGACCAUGGCUAUUUUAUCUGAGGUGAUGGGAGGUGACAUCUGCAGCAGCGGCCUGCGAGGCCUCACGACAGCGAUGGGAGGCAGCAGCAGUAGCAAUGGCGGCCUGCAAGGACUCACAGCAGUGACAGGAGGUGGCAGCAGUAGCGGCUGUGACCUAUGAGGCCUCAUGGCUGUGACAGGGAGAGGUGGCAGCGGACUGCGAGGCCUUGUGGCAGUGACAAGAAAUGGCAGCAGUAACGGCAUUGGCCUGCGAGGCCUUGCAGUGGCGACAGGAUUUGGAAGCAGAAGCGGCAGUGGCCUGCGAGUCCUCACAGCAGAGGCCUGAGGUGACACGCAGCAGUGGCAGGAGGUGACUGCAGUAGCGGCAUCCUGUGAGGCCUUCUGGCAGUGACAGGAGAUGGUGGCAAUAGUGGCAGGCUGCAAGGCUUCAUGGUGACACAAGCAGUGGGAUUUCCAAGGCCUCACCAUGGUGGGAAGAAGCGGUGGCAGCCUGCAAGUCCUCCUGGUGGUAGUGGGAGAUGGUGGCAGAAGCUGGGGCAGCCUGCCUCACUGAGGCCUUGCAGGCUACCUCUGCUUCUGCCACCAUCUGCUGCUGCCACCACGACAAGGCCUUGCAGGCUGCUGCCAUAUCUGCCACCUAGCAGGCCUGCUGGCAGUCUGGCAGUCUCAGAUUAUUUGUAUUCACUAUGACUCAACACCGUACUUUGGAUUGUUCUGAAUACCACCAUUUGGUAGUCAAGCCCAAAGCCAAAAGUCUCAUUUGGAUUCAUCUUGGCUUGCCUGCUACUGAAAGUGACCAUGAGGUGAUUGAUAAUAUCAUCAUUUAUCAGUUUUAGACCCUUAGGUAGCAGUUGCCAGGACAUUGUCCCGUUCGCCUCUGCGUAGUUCCUUCCUUAUUUCAGAUAUUGUGAUAUAUCGAUAUAUUGCAAUCUUUAACGCGAUAUUGAAAACCGGUUAUCAUCCAGCCCUAGCAGCCGCACUGUGGUUUGCCAGAUGGGAAGGCAUCACAGAGUUUUGCAGGGCCUCUGCGAUUGCUUUGUCUUGCUUCCCCCUGCUCGCAUUAACAUGAAGAAUGGAGAUUGGUAGUGCCCAUAGCACUGCUGCCUUUUCCCAGCGGUUGUAUGUGAUGUUAUUUUUAGUUCAUGGCAUUUAUAUCCCACCUUUCCUCCGAGGUGCUGAAGGUGGUGUGCUUGGUCCUCUUCCCCCUCCUCUCGGGUUUAAUACUGGGAGAGAAAGAGAUUAUUCUGCUGGCAUUAACACCCGGUGAGAGGGAGCAAAGAUUGAUAAUGACUAUAGGCCUGAUGCGUUUCCCCAAAAUUGGGGGUGCUGUCAUUCCCCCAGCCCCUGCUUUAAUGCCGGAAGAGAAUGAAAUUGUGUUGGCAGGUGUGUUAAAAGGCAAGAGAUGAUCCACCAGACCUGCAUUUCAAAGGUUAGUGUAGUGGAAAGAGUGAGAGGAGGAGUUACUUAAUUUGCCACUGAUUUCCAUGUUUGCCAUCAUGAGUUUAUGUAUUGCCUUAGCAUGUGCAGUUCCUUCAUCUAUUUAAGCUCGGCUACUGAAGACAACUGGAGCUGCUUGCUGCCUGAAGUUGUGGUUCCAUCCCUUCAGAUCACUACACCUUGUGUUGUCACUUGUGACGUUAUUUUUUGCUGGGGCAGUAGAGUGUGUUAGGCCAUCACAAGGUGGCUCAAAAGAUUGAUUUUACACUUGGUCCCUGAUGGAGGGAUCCCUGCACUUGAUUUUACACGGUCCCUGCUUGGAGGGAUCGUCUAUAAACACAAACGCAGCCAUCGGUUAAAUUUGUAGUGUGCAAAUUAAUCUUCAAACUCUUCGGGUCCUUUCUAAUACUGCAAAUCUAUGGGUCUGCUGGCACAAGAGAGCUGAGUUAAUUAGGAAGCUGCCUUAUAUUGACUCAGGCUACUGGUUCAUCUAGCUCACUAUUGUCUACCUACACUGACUGGCAGCUACUGCCCAGGCAUUCAGGCAGGGAAAUCUUCCUACAGAGACUGGGGACCGGGUCUCAGGCCUUCUUUGUGGAAAGCGCUUGCCAAGGAGAAUCCUGAAAACUAGUUUGUGGAAGGUGCUGGGAUUUGUAGUUGUGCGAGGCCAGCGCCCUUCACAGAUUAUGGUUCCCAGGAUUCUCCAUGGUUCUUGAAGUGGAAUAAGAGUAAUUUUAAACACCCAGUGCAACUGCGACCCAAGAGGGAAGCUGCAUUUCAAGAUAGGCUUUGUUCCUCCUCUCUUUCCUAGUAUUUUGUCAGCAGCAAAAAAAACUCCACAUGGCAGUCAGAAGUCCAGCCCAGCUCUUUAAAGGGGGAAGUAUCUAAAAUAGCUGAAAAGGGGAAGCAGCCCUCUCAGCAGGCAGGGCAAGCCAGCUGAUAGGCAUGCAACUCUCCUCUUGGCUCACAGCUCUAGGGUGUUGUGACCCAGCGGCUCUUGCAGGCGGACUCAUUCAGCCCUCAAGUCUGCCUCCGUGAAGGAAGGAAGUCGUAGGUGCUAAAAAUGGAAACAUUUUUUUAGGCCAGCCAUUCAGAGAAUCUCCCAGCAGUGACGCUUUUAAUUGCUUGCAACCAGGCAUAAAAAAACCCUGCCUGUCUUGUUGAAUAUUCAUUGGGCAAUAGUUAAUUUCUGAAUCUUCUAAAUAAGUCAGCAACAAGAGCCUUUUUGCACUUUAAUUUGCUGGUUAUGUUUUACCGUGUUUCCCCUGGGGCCUGCUGUGGUUAAAUCUGUAAAUUGGAAAAUGGAGAGAUCCGAGUUUCUAAGCACUUUGGGGUAUCUCAUGGGCAAGGUGCAGGGAGCCAAAGGUAGUGCAGAUGCCUCUAAUACCUGACGUAUCAAUUGCAUCAAGCAUAACUGCUGCACGGUGUGUGUGAAGGUGCCUUGGGAUGUAAAUUGCAGUGUGGUUCACACAGUAGGUUCCACAUGAUUCAGCGGACAGGAUCUUACCCUGUCACUGCUUGCCUGUAACCCUAGAGCAGGGGUCAGCAAGGUUUAUCUUGCCUGGGCUGGAUUAGUCCCGCCGAGAUCUCUCUGUGGGCCGGAUCAUGUGCCCCCCCCCCCACGAUUUUCAGUGUCUGCGCAUGCAUAGAUGCGAUUUUUGGUGCUGCAGAAGUGAGUCCCCACAUUGUGCUGUGCUGGUUUAGCACAGCACGCAAGCGGGCAGCUCAGUUCGGGGGCGGCUAGUGGGCCGGUCAAACGACCUCCAAGAGUGUUUUACACCUUUCAAAAAGUUAAAGUAACAAUAGAUUAAAAACAAAUUAGAACUCACAUCAAUUUUCUAAACAUCUGGGGAGGCUUCUCUAAACAGGAAUAUUUUUAGCAGGCGCCGAAAGGAGUACAGGGAAAGUAGCUUCCUGGAGUCGGUGCUAGAAUAUCGAGUUCUUACAAAUAUGGAACAGGUAUUAUGUGUGGGCACAUAUGGGGGUAAGGUGAUCUUGUUGGUACACUGGUCCCAAGCUGCUAAGGGCUUUUAGUAGCACCUGCCCCAGGAGCAAAUCAGUAACCAGUGGAGAUCUCUGAGCCCAGGUAUUAUAUGCUGACAAGGCCUCCUGUCAGCAAUCGUGCUGCAGCAUUCUGCACUCACUGCAGAAGCCCCACAUAGAGCAUAUUGGGGUAAUGCAGCCCAAUCCUGCGUUCCAGUGUUAGCAUGGGUGGGAUCUGAGGUCUCUUUUUCACAGGUUGAGAGCAAAAUAGGGAGAAAUUACAGCCAAUGGGUAUGAAGGAGGCACAGAACAGGACAGCUGAGGCUGUUCUUGCAGAAGGUCAGAUGGUCAUUUCCGGCACCAAAUGAUGACACAUGCUCCAGUUUAUUGAAGAAUGCUGGGACAGGUUGUGAUGUCGGCUGCUUUUUAAAACAAAACAAGUUGCAGUCUAAAUUCUUACGCCGUGAUCCAUGCAGACAGAAUGCAGAAAUUCUUGUUGGCUUCUUGGGAUAGUUGCAAAACUUUCUGUGAAAAUACUGGUCUUUACCUGUUUCCUUAUUUUUUGUUUUCCGCACUUGUAUCCAGUGAUAACUUCCCCCUCUCCUAUGGGCAAAGUUGAAGCAUGAAGUCAAGACGACCGAAAGGCAUUGAGGAAAUUGCAAAAUGAGACAAUUCCUGCUUUUAAGGGCGAGCGCUUCAAACUUUCACUGAUGUUUAGGAAGGAUCUUGGGGUCUUAGGUGACCACAAGCUUAGCACAUGAGUCAGCAGUGUGAUGCAUCAGCAAAAAUAAAAAAAAAGCUAAUGCAAUUCUAAGCUGCAUCAAUAAAAGUAUAGUGUCCAGAUUAAGAGAAACCACAGUACCACCCUAUUCUGCCUUGUUCAUAUCCCUCUUGGAGUCCUGUGUCCAGGUCUGGGCACCACAAUUUACAGAGGAUAUUGACCAGCUGGGUGAUCAAGGGUCUGGAAACCUAGCCUGAUGAGGAACAGUGGAAAGAGUUGGGUAUGUUUAGCCUGGAGAAGAGGAGACUGAGAGGAGAUAAGAUAGCCAUCUUUAAGUAUCUUAAGGGCUGUCACAUGGAAGAGGGAGCAAGCUUGCUUUCUCCUGUUCCUGGAGGGUUCACAUUCCAAGAAAGGGAGUUAUUCUGACUAAACUCUAGGAAGAGCGUUCUGAGGGUAAGAACCAUUCAACAGUGGAGGUUAGAUGGCCAUCUGUCAGGGAUUUUUUAGUUGUGAUUUCUGCAUUGCAGGGGAUUGGACUAGAUGGAGUCCCUUCAAACUCCACAAUUCUAUGUUCUCUUGGAACAUUUGACUAAGUAGUAGGGAGGACAGAACGAGAUUAAUGCUCGUUUGAGUCCUGCCAGUGCUAGGAAGCCUGCAGCGCCAUGAGAUUGAGAGUUGGCAGAUUGUUAGAUUAUGGUCUAGACACUUGUGGCGUAGUAAAACCUGGGUCCUUUACUGCAUGUGAGAUAAGCAUCCAAGCACUAAUUUUAUGUGAAAGAAUAGGCUGUCUCCUACUCAGCGUCAGGAGCACUCUAUUCCUUGACUAGAGGGUGAGUUUUCUGUAUUUUUGUUUAUAGGCAAUUAAAUUACUUGCCAAUUAGACUGAGUCAAAAUUAAAUUUUGAAAUGGCUCAGAGAUACGAGGACCAAAUGCAUGCUGCUCCCUUUGCAAGUUGCUGGGCUGUGUAAAAGCAGCCACAGAAACAAAAGCAUCAACCUUGUUGUUGGCUGGAGGCUACCAGGUGCACAGAGCCGGCAUUGUAGGUUUUCUGGACUGGCAAAUCUGCCCUUGAGAAAAACAACAUCCUGUUAGCUUAUUUAAUAGUGAACUCACACUUAAAAUAGGGAACGCGGGUGGCGCUGUGGUCUAAACCACAGAGCCUAGGGCUUGCUGAUCAGAAGGUCGGCGGUUUGAAUCCUCACAACGGGGUGAGCUCCCGUUGCUCAGUCCCAGCUCCUGCCCACCUAGCAGUUUAAAAGCACGUCAAAGUGCAAGUAGAUAAAUUGGUACCGCUCCGGUGGGAAGGUAAACGGCGUUUCCGUGCGCUGCUCUGGUUCACUGGUCAUGAUCUGGAAGCUGUACGCCAGCUGCCUCGGCCCAUAAAGCGAGAUGAGCACAGCAACCCCAGAGUCGUUCGCGACUGGACUUAACAGUCAGGGGUCCCUUUACCUCAUCCAUACAUGUGCUUAUAUAGACAAAGCUGGGCCAUCCAUGCUCAAGAAGGGAGGUGUCAACAGACUUCGGUGAGGGGAAUCCCAAGGUUUACAGAAAUGCAAAAUAUUUAAGGAAAUAUUUGAGGAGGGGGAAGCCCCUUGAGGAGGGGAAGCCCCUCCCCUCCCCUUAGAACUGUGCAUGCUUGGAAUACUGAUUGUUGGUUAGGAGGGGGAAAACCACAGCAGGAAACUUGGAUGGGAGGAUGGAAUGGAGUUCCUUGGUAAAGGGCAUGGUUGGCCCUGGACGGGAACACUCCCCACUGCAACAUUCUGUUGCAGGCACCAUCUUUUUUGCAAAACAAAAUAUAAGUCUAGUUGUGCCAUAAGGAAUGUUGCUUCUCAUGCUCUUUUUUACAGUCUUAAAUUGUUUACUUAAAAACAAGGGCUUUGCUAAAUUAAAAUAAAACAAAAGCUCCAGUUUAUUAUAUUUUUCCUGACAUUUUCUUGUUCCCUGUUUGGUACUUUGAUUGGUAUGAUCUGUUGGGUUUUGACUGUGUGUGUGUUUAUAAAUAUUACUGUUUUGCCAUACCAUAAAAUAUAAGGGCAGUGUGCAAAUUUAAAAUGUGAAACACCAUUUAAAAAAUAAAAAUGCAGAUUAUCAUUAAGAUGACUGCCUAACCAAAACUAAAAGCAUAAACAGCUGCAAAGGCUUGUCGGUUCCCAAGACAAAAGCGAGGAUGUCUGCCGAAUCUUUGCUGGAAUAGUGUUCCAGAGCAUGGGAUCAAUGACACCCAAAAUGUUGACAAGUGCUUCUGUUAAAAAAAAGUGCUGGAUGUUGUUGCAAGAAACCUUGAGUGACUCAUACUGAGGAAGAAAGGCACAAUAAAUAUCUGUUAAAUAAUUUUAUUAAAUAAAUGUUAUUUAUUAUUCAGACUUUAACUUUGCCCUUCCAUCAAGUUAUAUUACUGAGACUUUUCCCUUCAGUGAAUUUAUCUCAGUAGCUUAUGAUAAACAGGAAUUGUCUACCUUUUCAGGCCCAUUUGGAUUUUUGAGUAGGUGCCAUGCCCUCUGGGUGGUGGAGUAGAGUUAAUUGAAGCCUUGGAAAGUGCAUAGAGCUGGAAGAGGGAAGUGGGAGAGGACAGGGUCACCGCUCUAACUUCCUCCUUCAGUUCCAUGGUUUUUCUCAAAGGAAGAAAGGGUAACCACUCAUACCGAGGGGGCAGUGAAAAAGAGAAGGUUCAGAGACUUUGUGGGCACCAGGGGAAAGACAUGAACGUCACCCCCAUGUUGGCAAACCGUCCAUUAGAAAGCAGAUGAGAGUAAUAUGUGAAAAUAAGCUUAAAAUAGCAAAUUGGUGAAAGUAGCAUUAAAUACACAAGACAGAAUAAAGCAAGACUUGACAUUUAAAAGGAGAGGAAACCCGGGGAAAUGGGAAGGAAAGGCCCUCUUCUUGGCAUCGGGGAAGACACCUGAGUGGGCACCCGGUUCACCUCUGCGAGGAGCACAUGCCAAAUGUACACAUUAACAGCAUUCCAGAUAUACGGUACUCUAAACCAGGGGUCAGCAAACUAUUUCAACAGGGGGCCGGUCCACUGUCCCUCAGACCUUGUGGGGGGCAGGACUAUAUUGGGGGGAUGAUGCAAGAGCACCAUGAGUCCCGGUGGCUGCUUACCUGUUUCUUGUGAGCAGCAGGAGCUGGCGGCGGUGGCGGGGGGCGAUGAGUGGCACAUGAAGCUCUGGAGAGGGGCUGCUUAAAAUGGCAGCCACUGGAGUGCUGCUGUUGCUGUUACCAACAAAGCCCAGCCCCCUUCCUCCUCUAGGCAGGGCAGGGAGAAGCCAAGAGGAGGGAGGGAAGGAGGAGGUGGCGUCGCCGCCGAGGGAGGGAGAGGGAAGGAACAUGUGAGCUGGCGAUCCAGCGGUGAUUCCUGGACCGUCCACGGGUUGGAUCCAGAAUGCAAUUGGGCCUGAUCUGGCCCGCAGGCCUUAGUUUGCCUACCCAUGCUCUAAACAGAACCACAUGCAGAUCUCUGUGUGAAUGCCAUACAUCCAAACAUGGAUAUUUUCUUAUUAAGACCAGCAAAUGACUUAGAGCUUGUUACUGACAUCAGGAAAUUUCGAACAAAAUAUCCCAAAAGUCCUGAUCUGUGCUUGCAGUUUCUGAAACAGAGCUCACAGGGUUCAAGACAAUUUAGCACAUAAAAAGUAUGUUUGGGGGUGGGAAGGAUUGGACCCUUCCACCACACCCCACUCUCCUGGAUUCCCCUAGCAGUCACACGUUCGCUGCAUUUUAUUUGAGCUCCUUGUAGGGAAGGUGGGAUAUAAAUUUGUAUUUUAUUUAUUUAUUAAAUUUAUAUACCACCCUUCAUCCGUUGAUCUCAAGGUGGUUCACAAGGUAAAAAAUACAAUAUAAAAACACAAAAUACAUAUAUAUAUACGAAUAUAAAACCAAAUCGAAACAAAACAACAACAAAAACCACCACAUUUAAAAGGUGUUAGGAUGUUCAUCAGCCAAAGACCUGGUUAAACUGUGCAGUAAAUGCCAUCAAUAAAAAUGAAAACUAAGUGUCAGGAUGGGGGCAGUAGCAGUCCCUAGUGGCAAAAGCCUCUUCCUUAGUGGGCAGUCAGGGUCAGGGAGAGCUGGGUUCAAGUCAUUGCUCAGCUGACUUUGGCCAAGGCCAGCCACUGGCCCCUUAAUCUCCAUAUUGUCCACACUGACAGGCAGCAGUUCUUCAGGGGCUCAGUGUUUCCGUCAGCCCCAUCUGGAGAUGCAGCCAUGGCUUGAACCCGGGUUCUUCUGCAUUCCAAGCAGCAACUCUGCCUCUGGGCUAACAGUUCUCCCCAUUUGACCUUCCCAAGGAGUUUAUGCACCUUUAUUAUCACGGCCAGAGUUCAUUUUCCAAACCUCUGCCUGCUUGGGGUCUUCAGUCACUCCUCCAGGACAAUAAAAUCCCUCCUUUUAGCUUAUCGCAUGGACCCCUUUUGCUGCGGCACUGAGGAAAUACAAUAAGAACAAUAAUUCCUGCCAAGCCAUGCAUAUUUUUUCCCCUUUGGAAUCAAGGAAAGUACACUGGGCUGUUGUUGUUUUAUGCAAAAGCCGUCGUUUCUCUUCCCUUUUAGUGCUCUGUAUUCUUCCUUCCAUUCCCCCCUCCCCUAUCCUGGCUCCCCCACCACCACAAAAAAUAAAAUAAAAUUGCAGAUUUGAUUCACUCUUAAUCCUUAGCAAUUUGGCAAGCUUCAACGGAUGUUGGAUCCUGCUGCAGCUUUGGAAAAAAGAACCAAAGGCUUGCAGGUGAAAUUGCCCUUAUUCUAUUCUCCCCUCCCCACCAUAUUGAGGAAGAGCCUCUCUUUGGACUGGGCCUGGGGGGUGGGAGCCCAGCCUGCGUGAGCUGGCCUCUUGCAACAUGGAAGAAUGUGUGUGUGAGAGAGAGUGAGAUACGGGAACCACUUUCCAUUGUCUGUAGGGCUGAAGGUUGAGCCAGCUUGCAUUCUGCUGCUCCUGAGGGCAGGAACCUUCCUUGGAAUGCUUUUAAGCAGUCCUCUGCCAGGGAUUCUUUAGCUCUGAUUCCUGCAUUGCAGGGGGUUGGGCUGGAUGGCCUUUGGAGGUCCCUUCCAACUCUACCAUCCUGGUGUGUGCAUGCUUGUGGCGGCGGCAAACGGCUCUUUGAAACCACCCCUGGCGGACGUGGGCAGUUGCCGUGGAGCUGGUCCCUGUGGCGUUUCCGGAGAACUGGCGGGCGGCGUGAGAAUCCUGGGUUACCGCAGUUUCAGCUUUUCUGCCGCGGCUGCUGCAGGCAGGCAGGCUCUCUGCUGCUUCUCGCCUGCUCUCCCUUCCCCCACCUUCCCUCUUCCCCAGAGCCGCAAGAGAGAAGAGGAUGUGAGUGUGUGUGUGUUUGUGUGUGUGUCUGAAGUGGAGCCGUCUUCCAAGUGCACCCCGACAGUUGUCAUGUAUCGUUGGUUCCUUGCUCCACUUGUUAUAUAACACAAGAUGCUUCUCAGCUUCUGUUCUGGUCUUGUAAGUGCACCUUCCUUUUUCUCCCCUUUUUUGCAAGAUCCAUCCCUGCUGCUGCUGCUGCUGCUCCUCUUCCCAGCCCACCUCCUUUCCCUCUUUCUUCUUUUAAAAAUUCAUCUGUAAUUCAAGUUGACCGAGAAGCUGCUAGCUGAGUCCCACGACGCAGCGCUCCUCCUCCUCCACCAUCGCCACAUGGACCCAGUGAAUGCUGGGCGCUACCAAACGGGGAGGUUCUGAAUCGGCAGAAAGUGGGAGAGGAGGCCGGCUGCGUGGGGCUUCGAGGCUUGUGCAGAAGGGCAGGCGCAGCCUGGAGGGCGAUGGGGAGUGGUGGCAGGUGAGACUUUUCCUUCCCAGCUGGUCAUGUCCGCCUUGACAGGUAAUUGGAAGAGAGCAGCAACAGCAGCGGAGGGAGGGAGUGGGGUUGGGCAGGGCCAGGGCCAUGUCGGAGGGAUGGUAGUGGGUAGAGAACACCUGCUUGGCAUGCAAAGGGGCCCCACUUUGAUCCCUGCUGGCAUCUCCCAUUCUGACAGGGGUGGGGUACCUCCUCCCCACAUUGAUUGAUGGGCGGCCACCCAGGGGCCAUAUGCUGAUAGCGGUGGGCCCAACCAGGGGCAGAGGUGAGUGUCGUGACAGACAUUGGUUGGAUGUCAGAGUUCGGAUGCUUUAGUUGUGAUUCCUGCAUUUCAGGGGGUUGGACUUGAUGGCCCUUGGGAGUCCCUUUCAACUUUACAAUUCUAUGUAACCUUACCUUUUUGGACGAUAGGCUUGCUUUGCAAAUAAUAAUAAUAAUAAUAAUUUUUUAUUACAGUAGUACCUCAGGAUGAGAAUGGGAUCUGUUCCGGAGCCCAUUUCACAUCCUGAAGAAAACGCAACCCGCGACUGCAUGUGUGCGGGUUGUGAUUCUGUUUCCGCGCAUGUGCGUGACGUAAUUUUGAGCGAAACCCAGAAGUAACACGCUCCGUUACUUCCGCGGAGCGCAACCCGAAAGUGCUCAUCCUGAAGCAUAUUCAACCCGAGGUAUGACUGUGUUAUUUAUACCCCGCCUAUCUGGCUGGGUUUCCCCAGACACUCUGGGCGGCUUCCAACCGAAUAUUAAAAACAAUACAGCAUCAGACAUUAAAAACUUCUCUAAACAGGGCCGCCUUCAGUUGUCUUUAAAAAGUAAAAUAGUUGUUUAUUGCCUUGACAUCUGCACACACAUGCUCCUCCCUCCAGGCAAGUCAUAGGCAUUCUCAGAGUUCGGGGGCAAAUUCCUGCUGGGCAACAACACUUGCAGAGAUUGUGAGGGAGGGCUGGUCAGGCUUAGGAAGAGUCCUGAGGGCCAGGUGAAGAGGCCCAAAGGGCCACACACAGGCCAGUGACUCUCAACCUCUAACUUAAAAUGCUUUGGUAGCAGGUGAUCAGAAAGGUCUGUGCAUGAAACCCUGGAGAGCUGCUACCAUUCAGAGCAGACUGUACUGGGCUAGGUGGACCAAACAGCCUGACCUCGAAUAAGGAGCUUGGCUGUGUGCCAGCUUCUCAUCCAGCUGUAUACACUUCAUUAUUUGUACAUUUGUAUGUAAGAGGUGCUUGUGGGGGGGGGCAGCCCUUAUUUUCCUGGAAGGUAUUCUAAUCUCCGGUAUUAGGGAGCCAGCUGUUGUUCAGGGGUGAACACUCUGCACAUGCUCUCAUCUCAGUUGCUUCUUGCUGUUCCAGGAGCAGAGUCUGCUCUUAAGCACUGUAUUUCACAGGCAGCAUUUAUUAUUUCCCCCUUUUACAUUUUACCUUCCUCCAAGGAGCCCAAUUGCACUCCUUUCCCCUCCUCUCAACAAGCCUGUAAGGUAGGCUUGAGGGUCGCAAGGUUGCCCGAUGAGCUUUGUGGCCGAGUGGGGAUUUGGGCCAAGGUCUCCAGGUACUGUCUGCUGUGCCACAUGGGAAGAAGCUCUCUAGAUGCUCCUUCCAAAACAACGUGCCCAGAUUUGCUCCUUAAAGGGAAGAGGGUGCAAUGCAGAAUUGAGUGAUUGUGUUGUUAGGAAGAUUCUGGACACUUUAUUGCACAUUCUUUCCAAAUUGUUUGCUGGGGAGUUAGAUUCCGUUACAUCAAAACAAGGGUUAUCCAGUGUGUCUCCCUGUAAAUUUCCUUUAUUGCAAAAAGUCUGACGGGGCGGGGGAAGCAUGUUUGUUGCACAAGGGUCUCAGCACCAAGUUGAACUGCACAACUUGUUGUGCCAGCAUAGGAUGGAAUCCCUCUCCGCAAUAGCGAUUGCCUCCAUCCUUGCUCCCAAGACCAUGAGUCAUUCUUGCAUUUACCCUCCUCCCCCCAGGCACCCCUCUCUCUCCUAUCAGGAUUUCUCCCUGUCCCGUAGGCCACUUGGCAUAGCAGGGGAGAAUCAGAAAGGAGUUGAAGGAUCAAGUCUGAACCAGAUACCCUUCCUCAAAGGCAGAGAGAGUUUGUCAGCACAGAUUAUGCCCAUUUCUCUCUCCCUCUGUCUUUAGCUUUAUGAACGAAUUCCUAUGCCCCCCAAAUAACCCAGAGAUGCAUUUUAAAUAAAAGCACACAUUCUAGUCAUGUAAAAACAUGCUGAUUCCCGGACCGUCCGCAGGCCGGAUUUAGAAGGCAAUUGGGCCGCAUCCGGCCCCUGGGCCUCAGGUUGCCUACCCCUGAUUUAAGAUGCUUUCAAAAGCUGGCUGGCCUCCCUGAGUCACACAAGUCCUGCUCCUGUUUCGAUAAGAUGCUCUGUUGGGCUAUGGCUCAGUGGUGGAGCAGCUACGUGGCAUGCAGAAGGCCCUAUGCCUGAUCCCCAGUGGCAACUCCAGGGGGAGCUGGGGGAGCCCCUUGCCUGAAAUCCUGGAGAGCCAUUGCAGCUGGUCAGUGGGGAGAACUAUGGCGUGAUGUGGGCCAGCAGUUUGACUGGCAAGAAGCCUACUUUUCUUGGCCACCAGUCUGGUGCCCGCUGGGUGCUUGGGACUGCUACUCACAUCCGCCCCUGUCAGCCUGGCCGUUUGGGGCUGGAGCUGAGAGUUGUCAUCGCUUGGAGCAGCUGGAGGAUAGCAGGAUUGCAAAGGUUGGAGUGGUGUAUUGGGACUCUCACCAGCUGCAGGUCUUGUCUGUCCUGAGUCUCUCAACUUCAUGAGAUGGUCCAGAGUUAGAGUACUUGGAGACAGGGAGGAAAUGUGUUCAUUUUGUGGCUACAGGGCCUGGUUUUUGUCCUGUGGGGAGGGAGGGAGGCUGUGUUUCGGAACAAGAAUGCUAUAUUGGGAUGUAAGGGCUGUUCCCUGGUCCGAGGUGGCGCAGUUCAGACAUGUCCCUCAUUCCGGCCACCCUCUGCUGUGCUGAUCCUGGGCUUUGGGGCUCCAUCUGCUGCCCUCUCUGCUCAGAGAAUCUUUGACUGUCUUGCAGGGCCUAAAAAUAGAUCUGGCAAAGGAAGGAAGAGCAGUUAUGAAAAGUGGAAGAGAAAAUUUAAAAAAGCGAACUCCUAGAGGCUAGGGCAGGGUUGGGGGGCCUUUUCCACCACGAGGACCCUAACCCCUUCCUGGUUGGAGGGGGGCCAGUGGGAUGCAGGUCAAAGGGAGGGCAGGGCAAAGGUGAACAGAACAAGGGAGGUAAAUUGGAGCCCCCCUGUUUUCUAUUACUGCAUUUCUUGUGAUUGUAAGGGGUUUUUUAAAAACAGUUUUUUAUGUUGCAUUUUAAAUUUGUGUAACCUCUUCCUGGACCUUAGGGCCAGGGCCGUAAAUAAUAAAAAUAGCAUAAUAAGAAUCCCCCCUCACUUUUCUACAGUAGGCUACAAUAGGGGGCUUUUUAAAGCACCGCACUAGAUUCCUGAUUAACACCUUUAGUUGUAUCUUUAUAUAUUUUUAAAAGACUGUUGCCCUAUAUGUCUUUAAAUGACUUGUUACUGUUUUACAUGUUUUUUAGAUGUUAAAAAUUGGUUUAAAAUAUGUUUUUAUCUUAUUUUUAAUUGCAUUGUUUUGUCACGUUUGUGUUUGCUUCCCUGGGCUCCCUGAGAGGAAGAACGGAAUAUAAAUUUAUAAACAAGCACUCUGUGGCCUAGAUUUUUUUUUUUUAAAGGGCCAGGCCGUCUCCAUGAGGAAAAGGCCAUAGCUCAGCAGUGGAGCAUCUGCUUUGCAUACAGAAGGUCCCAGGUUCAGUCCCUGGCUCCUCCUGGAAGGGUUGAGAGAGACCCUCAUCUGAAAUCUGGAGAGCUGCUGCCAGUCAGUGUAGCAACACUGGCAUGGAUGGCCCAUUGGUCCAGCGUGUUACCAGACAUUCUCCUGCCUUCAUUCACGGGCUCUUCCCAGCACCGCUGGUCAGGUGCCCCCCUUGCACAGCUCCCAUCCUCUCAGCCUCCCACUCCAGGCUCUGCCAGAUGCCCAGGCAGAAAACGUAAGGCUUCCCUGGGAGCCAGAUGUGAAAUAAUCACAUUCGCUUGGAAGAGUUUAUCCUAAUCCCUAGCAGACGGAGAGUUUUCGUUCGCUAAGGCAGGAGGAUUAUUCUCACCCCCCUCUCUGCACUGCCCCCAAACUUGCAGUGCACUUCGGGGGGGGGGGGUGAACCAAACUCCAACAAUUUCAUGAGUCUGCACGGUUCUCUAUUUUUGAGAGCAGCUGUCAAGGGUGGGGCCCUCAGGCCUGGACUGCAGGAUCUAGCUCUGCCCGGUGUUAACCUCAUCUCUACUGGGGUAUUGACCUCUGCUUGAAAUAGCAGAUGGUGGUGGACUCUCCUUCCCUGGAGGUUUCUAAGCAGAGGUCAGGUGGCCUCCUGCCAAGAAUUCUUGGAAUAAUUAUUAUUAUUAUUAUUAUUAUUAUUAUUAUUAUUAUUAGUGCCAAUCUGUCAACAGGGUAUACAAAAAUACAACAAUAGCACACCAGAAUGUCAUGCAUUAUAAGCGUCCCCAAACAGGGCUGCCUUCAGAUGUCUUCUAAAAGUUGUAUAGUUAUUUAUCUCCUUGACAUCUGAAGGGAAGGCGUUCCACAGGGAAGGUGCCACUGCUGAAAAGGCCCUCUGCCUGGUUCCCUGUAACUUGGCUUCUCGCAGGGAGGGAACUGCCAGAAGGCCCUCGGAGCUGGACCUCAGUGUCCAGGCUGAACAAUGGGGGUGAAGAUGCUCCUUCAGGUAUACUGGUCCGAGGCCUUUUAGGUCUUUAAAGGUCAGCACCAACACUUUGAAUUGUGCUCGGAAACAUACUGGGAGCCAAUGAAGAUCUUUCAGGACCAGUGUUAUAUCGUCCUGGCGGCUGUUCCUGGUUACCAGUCAAGCUGCCGCAUUCUGGAUUAGUUGUAGUUUCCAGGUCACCUUCAAAGGCAGCUCCACGUAGAGUGCGUUGUAGUAUUCAAAGCAGGAGAAUCAGAGCAUGCCCACUCUGGUGAGACAGUCCGCGGGCAGGUAGGGUCUCAGCCUGCGUACCAGAUGGAGAUGGUAGACAGUUGCCCUGGACACAGAAUUAACCUGUGCCUCCAUGGACAACUGUGAGUCCAAAAUGACUCCCAGGCUGCGCACCUGGUCGAAGGGUACAGUUACCCCAUUCAGAUCUAGACAGUCCCCGUACCCUGCCUGCCCAAAUAGUACUUUUGUCUUGUCAGGAUUCAACUUCAAUCUGUUGACUGCCAUCCACCCUCCAACAGCCUCUAGACACCCACACAGGACCAUCACUGCCUUCACUGGUUCCGAUUUAAAUGAGAGGUGGAACUGCAUAUUGAUGAACACCCAGCCCAAACCCCCUGAUGAUCUCUCCCAGUGGCUUCAUAUGGAUGUUGAAAAGCAUGGGGGAGAGGCACCCCACAAGUCAGCGCCCAGGGGUCCAAACACCCCACACUACUUUCUGGACUUGACCCAGAAAAAAGGAGUGGAACCACUGCAUAACAGUGUCCCCAACUCCCAGCCCUCCUAGAGGGCCCAGAAAGAUACCAUGGUUGAUGGUAUCAAAAGCUGCUGAGAGACCCAGCAGAACCACGAAACAGCUGUCCACUUCAGAGUCAGGCCAUUGUUCCGCCUCAUUCAGUGUUGUCUUCUCUAUAUCAAGUGGCUGUAGUUUCCCAGCAUUUUAAAUACUGGCCUCAUCAGCACCAUGCAUUCAAAGUGCUAGGAUACCACUCUAAACAGUACCACUUUCCCCCAAAGAAUUCUGGGAGCUGUAGUUUGUUAUUGGCACUGAGAGUUUGUUAAGAGGCUCCUAUUCACCUCCCAGAGCUGCAAUUCCCAGAAUUCCCUGGGAGGAGGAACUGAUUGUUAAGCCACUCUGGGAAUUGUAGCUAUUUGUGGGUAAUAGGGGCCAUAAUGAACUAUAGCUCCCAGAAUUCUUUGGGGGAAGCCAGGAUUGCUUAAAGUGCCCUAUCUAGAGUUGCUGGGGAUCAAACCUUUGACCUUCUACAUACCAAACAUGUGUUCUAACCACUGUCCUUCCGAAUAAGGAAUGCCUUCUCUGUGGGCCAGCAAAGAAGCGAUGCUUUCGGGUCUGCAGCCAUGAUGCAGCCAGUGUUCAAAACUCAGAUAUUUAAGCUAGGCGUCAAAUGGCUCCAAAUCAAGAUUGCAGUCGCCAAAACGGAAUGUCUAGUUGCCAAUUUUGGGUAAGACGGCUCUAAAGUCUUAUUUUUCAAAUGAUGGACGGACUGUCAUUGAUUCUCAGUUAAACAUCUGGCCAGUUCAGAUGACAAUCUUGAGUUAGGUUUGAGAACUUAAAGAAAAGUCACUUGAUCCAAGGACAGACCACAUAUAUAUUGGGCUAUUCUGAACUCUCUCUUAAGGGUGACUGCUCCUGCUCAGGUUGCACAGGGAUAGCAAUUUGGUUCCAGAAAUUCAUUCCGAUUGUGCAGAUAAAAUACAACUGAUAGAAUUCUACAAUAUGGGCAAUUAGUGUGUGAAAACAGUCCAGAUACUAUGAUCCCCAGAUGGUGAAGAUGUCAGGCUCCAUCCUGGCACCCAGGCACCUUCAGCUGGUCGCAAAUGAUCGAAAACAAGGUGCAAAAUGCGCUUGAUGCCUGGCUAAUUUCAAACACUGGUUGCAGCCUGUCUCCCAUUCCCCUUUAACCAUGGUUUGGUGCAUGUAGCACUAGCUGGUUAAGAGUGUCCUUAAACCUGGGUUUGGAAACCAGUUUCAGUCCCACAGCCUGGGGGCCACAUUGUGCAAGGGACAGGGAACCUGGGCUUCCAGAGGGCAAGCAGGAAUUUGAGCGGGGUGAGGGUAAAAAAAAUACUUUUUUUUAAAAAAAAAAGUGGUGUUGAAUUUGUGAAACUGAACUGCAUUUCUUAAACAAAUCAACCACUGGACAAAGAAGAAGACAAGCCUGACAAGCCCGGGAUUAAUUCCGAACAAACGGUGCUUUCUGAGCUGCCGUCACUCCCGGGCGGCUACCAUGGGGACGUUUUUGCAUUUCCUGGUAUAGGAGUUCAGGCUGGCAACCACAUUCAAAAACUGUGUUGUGAAAGCAUGCUCUUCCCUCUUGCUGGGGUCACAACUGCACCUUGUGUUUAAAGCACACUGAAAACACACAGGAUCCUGGGAGGGUUUGUUUGCCUCAAUGGAGCUGCAAUUCCCAGCACCCUUAGCAAACUGUAGCUCUCAGAAUUAUUUGGGGGACGCUGGGUGCUCUGUGCCUUAUAUGUACAGUUGAGGGUGCUGGGUAUUGUAGUUCCCAGGAAUAUUUUUGAAUGGGUGUGGGCGUGCUUUGAAUGAAUGGGGUGUGCAAGCCUUCAAGCCUCUCCCUUGGUUGCCAGCAAGCCUUUGGGGGCUUGUAAUGAAAUCUUGCAGGGGACAUGGGUGGCGCUGUGGUCUAAACCACAGAGCCUAGGACUUGCCGAUCAGAAGGUCGGCGGUUCGAAUCUCUGCAAAGGGGCGAGCUCCCGUUGCUCUGUCCCUGCUCCUGCCCACCUAGCAGUUUGAAAGCACGUCAAAGUGCAAGUAGAUAAAUAGGUACCACUCUGGCGGGAAGGUAAAUGGCGUUUCCGUGUGCUGCCAGAAGUGGCUUAGUCAUGCUGGCCACAUGACCCGGAAGCUGUCUGUGGACAAACGCCAGCUCCCUUGGCCAGUAAAGUGAGAUGAGUGUGCAACCCCAGAGUCGUCCGCAACUGGACCUAAUGGUCAGGGGUACCUUUACCUUUACCUUUACUGAAAUCCUGCAGUGAGAGCUUUCUCUACGUCUUCUACUCCAGCAUGAAUCCAUCUCUUUCCCCAGAGCCAAAGGUAGAGAGUCUGGACUUUGGCCGUUGACGUGGACACCUAGUCUAGGAACCUGCUUGGCUGUGAUCGUGUUGCCAAAGGCCACUGACAACUUCACUCUUGUUUUUAAUUUUUAAAAUCAAAACACAGAUCCUUGGGGGUCUGAGCUCUGCUGCCCCCUCCCCCAUCCUUUUUCCUGCCCAGCUCACCUGCUCUUCACCGCAGAGUGCAGAACCAGGUGACUUACUAAUGUGAAUAUUCACGAGAAUGUAAAAUGAAUGCAAAAUAUUUUUUUAAAAAAAGAGAGAGAAUGUAAAAGGAAGCCCGGCUGGGUCAGGCCACCAAUCUUUCAGUUUCUCUUUCUCAGAGGAGCCAAUGACAUGCCUAUGAGGAACAGGCCAUGAAGGUGGCAUUCCUCCCUCGCUGCUUGGCAGUUGCUUUUCAGAGAUAAACUGCCUAUGAACACGGAGGUUUCAUUUAGCGGUGUCAUUGAUAGACCUGCCUUCCAUGCAUUUGCCCAGUUCCCUUUUAAAAACCUAUUGAGCGUUAUUGUAUUUUUUAGCAGCAGCAAGCUGACUCUCUCAGGUGGUGUAGUGGUUAGAGGGUCAGAUUAAGACCUGAGAGAGACCAGAGUUCAAAUCCCUUCUCAGCCACGAAGCUGGGUGACCUUGGGCCAGUCACUGGCACCUUCAUUAUAUACCUUUGGGUGCCAGGCAAAAAAGUUCCUCUUUAACCAGGCCUUUGGUUGACUGACAUUCAAUGCCCUUUUAAAUUAUGUUGGGGUGAGUUAUUGAGUUGUUCUUGUUUUUAUUUUGAUUGUGUAUUCUGUGUUUUUAUAUUGUGAUUUUAUCUUGUGAACCGCCCUGAGACCUGUAGGUAUAGGGCAGUAUACAAAUUUAGUAAAUAGUAGUAAUAAUAAUAAUAAUAAUAAUAAUAAUAAUUAUUAUUAUUUGGGACGCGGGUGGUGCUGUGGGCUAAACCACAGAGCCUAGGACUUGCUGAUCAGAAGGUCGGCGGUUCGAAUCCCCGCGACGGGGUGAGCUCUCGUUGCUCGGUCCCUGCUCCUGCCAACCUAGAAGUUUGAAAGCACGUCAAAGUGCAAGUAGAUAAAUAGGUACCGCUCCGGCGGGAAGGUAAACGGCGUUUCCGUGCACUGCUCUGGCUCGCCAGAAGCGGCAUAGUCAUGCUGGCUAUGCACUCCCAGGAUCGGCGCAGCUCCGCGCAACCCCCCGGAGCCCGGCGCGAAGCCGCGCCAGGCUCCCAAAGGUUGCGCAAGCUCCCAGAGCGAUGCUGAAGCUGAGCUCAGCUUCGGCAUCGCUCUGGGACCCGUUCUCGGGGCUGGGGUCGGGGGAAGCUUGGGCUUCCCCAGCCCCGCGCCUGGGAGGGGGCUGGGGAUAAUUUCCCCCCCUUUAUUUCCCCCCCCCCCCCAAAUCUAGGUGCGUCCUAUGGGCCGGUGCGUCCUAUAGGGCGAAAAAUAAGGUAAACAGGUAUGGUUAACAAAUGGUGAAGAGGGAUUUAUGGUUUAACCCCUCUGGGAAUUGUAGUUCUGUGCAGGGGAAGAAGGGGGUCUCCCAACAGCACCCAGAACCCUUAACAAACCAGAGCCAGGAUUCUUUGGGAGGGCGAAGCCAUGCCUGUUUGGUGCCGUACCACUUUAAAUAUAUGGUUUCUCUCUCGCUUUUUGUUCUGCUGGCCCCGUGAUUCUACCUUAUCUCUGUUCCUCUUUCCUGCUAUUUUUAGCCUCUUGAACCAAAAAGAAGCCAACAGGAGCUGUUUGCUCUGUGCUACUGUAAGUGAAUAAGCACUUCUCAUUUCUACCUGGGCAACUCUCUCAUCUUCUUUCUUUGAGUCCCCAGAAGACACAGACAGUUUUGGGGCUUACAUGGUGGGCAGAAGGUGCAGAGGCCGUUUGAAGGAGGGCAGAGGGCACCCUCCCCUUAUUCCUAAAAAGCAUCCCGUGUGGGGCAAGGGGAAGUGUCCCAAAGGGGCAUGAGAUAAGACUCUCUUACCAUGAAGAAAGUGCGCCUAGGAUUGCUGCCAUGUGAGCCAGCUGACUCGCGCAACAGCACAGAAGCACAAGAUGUGCAGCAUUUGUUGCAGCGCUGCACGGUUGCCAUCCUGGCAUCCAGAGAUCUCUACGUGGUUGCAAUUGGACCAGCGCCUGGCAAAAUGCCUGCGCAGUUUCAAGCACUGCUUCCAGCUCUGAUUCUAUGAUUCUGCGGUAAAAGUCAAGGGGUUUCUACAUGCACCUGCAAUUUGUCUCUCUGCCCUCCAUCUGGGCAAGCAAGAGGCAUUAUCAAUGACCUUCUAAAGAGGGUGCAGAACAUGAUCGUUGGGGUGUGUGGUCUGGAGACUGAGGGGGUGACCUUGGAAGGACCCCAAGUUCUGUGCAGAGAGGCUCAGAGAGCUGCAUUCUGCCCUUGGGCCUGAGGUUCCCCAAGCCUGCUCUCAUGGUACAAGGCAAAGAGAGCCAACAACACAGACAUCCUCCUGCCUCCUCAUUCCAGAGGACUUUGGGGAGGGGUUGUUCAGAUAGAUGGGGGGUUUUUUGAGGGAGAAUGGAAAGUUAAAACUGUUGCUUUUGACUAAACACCCCUUUUCCAAAGCCCAGAGUGGAUCUGGGCUCUGUGUUCACCCUACAGUUCAAUCUGCAUCAUACCACUUGGAACAGUCGUGGCUUCUUCACCCAGGGAAUCCUGGAAACAGUAGUCUGAAAAGGGUGCUGAGAGUUGCUAGGAGACCCCUCUGGCUCACCCAGAGCUACAAUUCCUAGAGUUCUCUGGGGAGGGGGAUUGGAGGUUGAACCCCUCUGAGAAGUUUCUUUGUGAGCGGAGGUCUCCUAACAACUCUUCGGCAGAAGCCAAAGUGGUUUUAAAUGGGCAGGGUGGAGUUCAACGUGCCACUAAGUAGGUAUGGGGGCAAAAAUGAGGCCUUUGCACAGCAGGCCUCCCUCCUGCCCUCCUUAUGCUUUGCACCUUAUCCUUUUCCAUAGGUUUCCCUACCUCUCUGGAGCACGUUUAGGGGCUGUGGAAGGGAGGAGAGAGUGGGCACAUGCCCUUGUGUGAAUAGACCUCAUUCCACACAUGCAGCAGCCUAGCUGAAUCCCACCCAAAGUGUGGAUGAGGCCUCAGUGUGAAGAGAUCCAUCAAACAGGUUUUUUUCUUGGCCAGUAAUAGUACCACUCUAUUCCACCUUGGUCAGACCCCACCUGGAACACUGUGUCCAGUUCUGGGCGCCACAAUUUAAGGAGGAUGUUGACAAGCUGGAACGUGUGCAGACAAGGGUAAGAAAGAUGAUCAGGGUAGUGGAAACCAAGGAUUAUGAGGAACAGUUGAGGGAGCUGAGUAUGUUUAGCCUGGAGAAGAGGAGGCUGAGAGUAGAUACAAUAGCCACCUUCAGAUGUCUCAAGGACUGUCCCAUGGAAGAUGGAGCAAGUUUGUUUUCUGCUGCUGCUGACUAAACAUCAGGAAGAACUUUCUGAUAGUAAGAGCUGAUUGGCAGCGGAACAGUUGAGGUUGUGGGCUCUCCUUCCUUGGAGGUUUUUAAGCAGAGGUUGGAUGGCCCUCUGUCACGGAUGCUUCAGUUGAGAUUCCUGCAACCCUUGGGAUCCCUUCCAACUCUACGAUUCUGUGACUGCCCCCUGGAGCAAGUGCUUCUCUCCUGCACAAAUCCUGGGCACCGGCCAGCGCUCAACCCGUCUUCCCUCAUCACCUACCUACGCCUUUCUCCAUCUCAGAAGGAGGUGGAGGGGAGUGAGAAGGUCCCUUGUCUGAUGGACGCCUCUUGCCAGUGAUCUCAUCCUUCCGCAUGGCUCAAGGCGCUUCAGACAAAGUGGGGUUUGUUCGGAGGAGCCUGUAACCCAGCUGGUGGGUCUGUCAAGCCCGGCUGGCCUGCCUCUGCUGCUCACUUCCCCUUGCGAAGGCUGAGUUUUAAGGGCCUCCCAGUUAAUCAUGUCUGGGUGUUACCUUUGUGGACCGAAUCCUAGUACUAUUAGCAUGUUCAGUCUCCAAGCCUAGGUCCUUGCAUUGUGUGCAAAGUGUGUGCGUGGGGGAAAUUAGCAGGUUUGGGUUUUUUGCAGAAAUAAAGAAGAAUAUUUAAGAGGGAAUAUUCCCCCCACAAAAAAAGAUAAAGCAGCCCAGUGAGUUUUCUCAGUUAGCAUGGAAUGGUGCCAGAUGGUUUUUUGGGGUAGUGAAGGGCAGGAAAGAAUGGAAGAGGGGGGAUAUUCAGGGAAAGGGCGUGGUCUGCUUGAAUCCCAAACAGGAGCACCCCACACGACAGCAUUUUGUUGCAGGUACCACUUGUUGUAUGUAUAGAUCUUAAGUGAGGAUUUCCUGCUGAGCACAUGCAACCUGGACAUCAGCAAUAGAUGGAACAGUUGAGUGGAGUUUGUGGAUUUUGGUAACUGCUAACCGUGAUGGUUAUGUUCCACCUCCACUGUCAGAGGCAGUACAGUGGUACCUCGGGUUAAGAACUUAAUUCGUUUCGGAGGUCCGUUCUUAACCUGAAACUGUUCUUAACCUGAAGCACCACUUUAGCUAAUGGGGCCUCCUGCUGCUGCCGUGCUGCCGGAGCACAAUUUCUGUUCUCAUCCUGAAACAAAGUUCUUAACCCAAGGUACUAUUUCUGGGUUAGCGGAGUCUGUAACCUGAAGCGUAUGUAACCCAAGGUACCACUGUAAAUGCUUCUGAAUACGAGCUGCUGGGUAUCACAAAGGGACAGAGUGCUGUUGCAAUAGAUGCUUCUGGUUGGCCACUGUGAGAACAGGAUGCUGGACUGGACUGGAUGGGCCGGAUCCAGCAGUUGCUUUACAUUAGCAUGCCACUGGCCAGGUCUAUAGAAACCAGCAUAAAAAUAAGGUUAGUGACAGUUUAGGCUUCUUCCUGCUGGCAGGCGGUGUGACUUGAUGGUCCAUGAGGUCCCUUUUAAUCCUCUGCCAGCCUGCAUUGGUGCCUACUUGUGAAGCUCAGUCUGGCAGGUGGCAAACAGAAAGGCAUCCUGGUCCACACAGUGGUUGCCCCGGAGUCCCAGCUGCUGAUGUAGUUCAGCUGCUGAGAAGCUCCCUCUGGACGUCUUGCGGUCUGCCUUGUCCUCCCGAGGGCUGCUGCCCCUUCCUUGCAGGCAUCUUUGCCAGCCUGCCUCUGGGCACCGUCUUCAGCCCUUGGGCAAGUGUGCUGCCACACAGCUGUCAAAGCAGAUGCAUUGGAGCACUGGCUGCUAUGAAUAACAGCUGCUGGUCUUGAGGGGGGCUUCCCUUGGAGAGUGGAACAGUGAGAUCCUAAAUAUAGCAGGCGCUGCAGCAAACAGGUGUGUGGCCCAGGGAGGGGGGGGGGAGAGAUUUCUCACAUGCAGCUGUGGAGCAGGAGAGGAAAGGCAAGCUGACUUCUAAAUUCGGCAGGACAAAAGAGGUGGUGGCCAGGGUUGAGCAUUGCAGAAAGAGCACCAUAACUUUAUCAAACCACCAAGGACCUGCAAGGCAGGGAGCAGGUUUUCCAGGACUCACAGCCAAGAUGAGAUGACUCUUGCGGUCCCUUCCAACUCUACAGUUCUGUGAUUCGGUGAUUUGUCACCUUUUGGGGUGAAUGAAAGGGGCUACCAUUUUAGUUGAUUAAAAAUCUAACAUUAAAUGAGUAAGCACCUCAGGCUGGACUUCCGGGGUGGCGCCAUCGGCAAUGGCGGACUCCCUCUGAUCUGGAGGGACUAGCUCCACGCGAAACGGGUCUUUUCCGCUACGGUGAAGCGGGGACCCUUUCAAAAAUCACAGGUGGAUGAAGUUGGAAAAAGCCAGAUUUGGAAAGAUAAAGUUUGGUUUGGUUUGGAAAUGGGGGGUUGGAUAGACCCCCCUAUGCAGGGAUGUUUGGACUUUUCAAGUCUGGCAAUGGGCCGUGAGGUGUUUGAGGCUGUGGGGGCUCUUAAUUUUGGAGGGAUUCUGAAACAUGUUUUUAAAUACCACAUGGAGUUUAGUCUGGACUAUGGAAAAGGGGCUGAUUUGUUGAAAAGGGUCAAAAACAUUGCCAAGCUGGAGUUCCCACGAGUGAAAGGAGAAUAUGAAGAAGAGCCGCGGAAGGGACAUGGAAGGGACUUAAGGGCCUCGGAUAUAAGGUUACCAGGUUAAUGCGCUAGAUUAAUGGGAUAAAAAGGACUGACAAAACCCGUGACCAGGAGGAAGGGACGCUGGAUGAAGAUUGGAUUGUUUUUACUUCUUUUUUUUAUUAUUAGGAUUGUUUUAUAAAAUUGAUGAAUGUUAGAAAAAUGUUGGAAUGAAAUUACUUGGCUUUAGCAAAAAUGUUUAAAGAAUUAGGUAAGAAUAUUAUGGUUACGAGAAGUUGGUAAAAAUAAGAUUCAAGUUUUAAGCUUUAAGGUUCUUUAUAAGAUAAGAUGAAAAUAGAUUAAGGUAAUGUAAUGACAGAAUAUUAUGAAAUAUGGAAAGGAUUUGCUGCGACAAUUAACAACUAGGAUACAAAAAAAGGGAGGAGGAGGAGGUCAAAGAAAGAAGGUAAUGAAAGUUGAGGAUUCGAGAAUGAUGGAUUUGUUUUUGUGUGUUUGCUGUGUAUUUUUGUUUUUUGAAUAUGUAUUGUUUGAUGUGGUUUGUUUUUUCUUUGUUUUUUUCUUCUUUUUCUUUUUCUGCUUUGUUCUUUUUUGUAAUUCUAAAAAAUUUUCAAUAAAUAUCAUUAAAAAAAAAAGAGUAAGCACCUCAGGCUUAGGCAAAACGCAGUGCAGGAAAGAUACAGGGCUCAGAGGAAAACAAGAAAGUGCUUGUGAGCGUCUUGAGCAUCUUAUUCGGACUGUUUUGGAUUCCAGGUCCCAUCAGCUGCAGCCAGCAUGGCCAAUGGUCAGAGCUGAGGGAAGUUGCAAUCAUUAUUUGCAAUUGCAUCUUAAAGCAAAGGGUUUGCCCCUGAAAAUGCUCACCUGUGAGGAACGUGCAAAGGACUUGUAGGAGCUCCUGCCGCAGGUGCGCAGUAAGGGUGCUCAGCAGCUGGGAAAAUACUUUGCAAUGGAAGCCCACCAGGUUCUGAAUUUUACUAAUAAAAAUUAUGAGCACAUUUUUAUUUUGACAAAUGUUAUGGACUUCAUAUUUGAGCUGUCUCCUUCAAGGUAUCGGGAAGUUUUCAAUCGUUGAUGUACAGCUGUGCUUUUAUACUAUGUUGGAAGCAGCUUAGAGUGACUGGGGCAUAAACAGCCCUUUUUUUGCCGUCAGACAGGGUAUGUUUUCCUGUGUUUUUAAUAGCAUGCUGCGGUCAUGGUGCUUUACAAGCAUGGAGCACAUCCUCGCGAAGGAAAGUGGACGACACACCUUUUAGAAAAGAAUAGAGCUAUUCCCAAGCUUUCACUUGAAACUCUUUUGCUGAUUUCAGCUGGAAGGUGGAAAUUACUUCAAUUUUGUGUGGGAGGCAAACAAAUUAAAACUUCGAAGAAAGGAAGGCUGUUGAGUAAAGGGUUUAUGGGUUGUUUUUUGUUUAAAGCACUUUAUUUUAACACAAAUGUGGCUGACUCCAACUCCUACCAGCCCCAGCCAGCAAGGCUAGUGGUUGCGGGGUAGCUCUAAUGCAGCAACUCUGCGGGGUUUCAGCUCUCUCCUCCCCCCCCCCCCGCUUUAGACAACUGAAGGGGGCAAAUGCUCAGAGAGUGAAUGUGAUGAUGGAGCAAUGCAUAAAUUUUUUAAAAGCCCAUCAGCUUGUAUCAUUUCAAGUGCUGUGAGCAACUUGGAUAACAAAAUUACAUAAAGCUGGGCAGCUGCAUCUUCCAGAAUAUUUAGGGAUUCUGUGACUUUGGGUUAGGAUGCAGAAAGGGAGAGCACUUCAAUUUAUUUCACACUUCUAGGUGACAUUUCUCCUAGAAGACUGCGCUGGGCACUUGCGGUUUUUCUGCACUUUCACUUGAAUGCAUCGUAGGCUGGAUUUCAAGUUCAGGGACAUUUCUGAAGGUUCUUUUGCCUCCCUCUGGAGGAGGGGAUGGGGCCUGGGCAUGGCAAGAAGAAAAGGAAAGGUGGCUCUCAAGGUAUGUGGACCGUUUGUGCAAACCCAGCCUCGCACUUCAAAGCAGAGGUGGGCACCCUGUAGGCCUCCAGGGGCGGGUGAAUUCCAGUUUCCCUGGCUGAGGUUGAGAGGAGCUGGAGCUCAGCCGCCUUUGAAGGUCCAGAGCUUCUUGGCUCCCUUGCUUUUGGAGCAAAAGAUGGGUUUGCGGGUCCUCGCCCCUUUUUGCAGACUGAUAAUUCACACCUCCUUAGAUACCCCCCCAAACAGUGCUCUCCCCUCGCUCACUAUUCUUGACAAGCUUUCCCCUCACAAUCAGUGGUGUUCUAAUGGAUCCUCGGCAUUUUCUGAAGAUGGUCAUCUGCCAAACCUCUCUGGGCGCUGUAGAACUAACCGUAUGUCAAGGGACACCAGUCACAGAGACAGGGAGGAAGAAACCAUGAAAGAUUUGGAGUUUUGUCUUUCUCUCUUAAGUAACUGGCAGGUCUUGGGUCUACCCUGUGGGAGGCUGCUGUGUGGGGUGUGAGGAAUAGCUGAAGGAAAGAGCCAAAAUGGGGCAGCUGCUUGCACUGAUCUGUCCCCAUGAGCCUCUCCUGGGGUUCCUGGGGCAGGUAAAACCUUUCCCACUGCAGAGAGCCUGUAGCUUCUUCAUCUUACUUGGGUGCAGGGCUGGCUGUUCAGCUGGGAAAAGAGUGUUAUGUUUAUAUGUGUUCUGUAGCAGCGAGAGCUAUUUAGUUUUAAAGUUGUUUUUAAUUGUUUUUAAUGGUGUAACCUGCCCUGGGUAAAGCGCAGGUAAUAAAUGAUAUGAUGUGAUAUUGCUAGUUUCAAUGUUACAGAGCUUCAUUGCUCAUGUAGCAUCAAUUGUUUUCAAUGAUUGAUAAAUAUUCAAGGGGAGAAUGAAGUCUGUGACUCCUUGCCACACUGAGAGCCAGUGUGGUGUAGUGGUUAAGAGCUGUAGUCUCGUAAUCUGGGGAACCGGGUUCGCGUCUCUGCUCCUCCACAUGCAGCUGCUGGGUGACCUUGGGCCAGUCACACUUCUCUGAAGUCUCUCAGCCCCACUCACCUCACAGAGUGUUUGUUGUGGGGGAGGAAGGGAAAGGAGAAUGUUAGCCGCUUUGAGACUCCUUAAAGGGAGUGAAAGGCGGGAUAUCAAAUCCAAACUCUUCUUCUUCUCUUCUUCUUGCCACGAUGGCGACGCAGUACCUCCACUGCAAUUCUCCUGAAUUCCAGUUGCUGGAAAGCGCAAGAUGGGAGAGUUGCUCUUGUGCUUGGAUCCAGACUUCUUCCCUUUGGGGCACCUGGCCGGCCGCUGUGAGUCUAAAGGGGCGACUGGCUGGAUCCAGGCAGCUCUUCUUAGUUCUUGUGAGGGGUGUGGCUUGAUUUUGCUUGAGGAGGGAUUUGAAGUCCGGAUGUCUGACACACAUGCAGGCUGUCAGGAGACUUCUAUAUCACAACCACAAAUGAUAAGAUGCCAAACCCAAUUUCAAGUGCUGGUAAUGGCUUCUUAAAGCCCUAGACUUUUUGGAACCAGGUUAUUUGAAGGACUGUAAACCCACCUGAACCUGCCCUGGGCUUUAAGAAUGGCUGUUGAGAUCCAUCACACUGGCAGGCACAGGAGACAGGGCCUUUUUGAUGGUGGCUCCAUACCUGUGGAAUUUGCUUUCCUAGGGAGGUACAUAGGAAUUUUACUUUAUUGGCUUUAAAAUGAACCCUGAAAACUUGUAUUGUGUUGAGUGUUGCUUUUUUAUGUGUGAUGUUCUGCAUUGUUUCAAACCACUGCUGUUUUGAUGUCACAAUGUUUUUAGUAUUAUGUGGAGAGAGAAAGAUGAUUUGAAUGAGAGAAUGAUGCUGUAGGGGGAAAGAGCUGUCCUGGUUUCCCAGCUUCCAUGGGUCUCUCUCCUCUCAGAGGAGAGAAGGUGGUGGUGCAUGUCUGUGCGCAUGAAUGCUCUCUGCUCACAGGAAGUGGAGCGUGACUUCAGGUUUCUUCUUUCUUGCCCAGGUCUCAUGGUACCAAGUGACGUGUCCUUCUUGUGAGAUCCAGUCCCCAGAACCCCCUGAGAAAAUGUCAGGAAUGCAGGUAAGGCGAGAAAAGGCUCUCCAUAUAGAAUCAUAGACGCGUUGAUUUUAGGAGAAGUUGUUCUUUUACUACAAUUAUUGCUGUUAGAAGUCUCCCAGAACAAGUUACAAUGAGUUAUAGCGAAUGCUAGUCCUACUCAGAGCAGGCCCAUUGACAUGAAUGAACUGGAGGUAGCCACAUUCAUUAAUUUCAAUGAGUCUGCUCUGAGUAGCAGUAGCUUUGGCUGUGUGUUUAAAAAUGACACUGAGGAGGAGAUGGGCACAUGAGGUCUGGGGCCCCACCCCAAAGCAACAUCUCUGGUUAAGGGGUCAGUUCACAAGGGAUGGGGAGAUGUUCUCUGCUUGAGACUCUGGGCAGCUGCUGCCGGUCAAAGUCAACAGCACUGGACCAGUUGCACCAAUGCUCUGACGAAACAAGGCAGCUUCCUGGUGCUUAAGAGCCCCCCCAUCUUUUACAUGGGGACUGUAUUGGGACAAGUGAAUAGUGGGGGACCGGGGCAAGAUUUCAAAGUACAAAAGUGGGUGGGCUUGUGAUCCAUUCCUGGAAUAAUUACUGGGGUGUCACAGUACACCAGCAAGCGAUCUCCCCUUCCCACCCAGAAAGCUCAUUUUUAAAAAAAAGUUUUCAAGCCCUGCGGAUCUGUGUGGUUUUCUUGAUCUCAAAUAACAAUUUCCUAGUAGAGCUUCCCAGGCGCUCAGCAGGGCAAAUGCUGUGAGAUUUGCUAGCACCCCUCUAAGUAAGGAAUCAAACCAUUGGGUGCAUUUGUAAUAAGCACGAUUUUGAGACGCACCCAGACGCUGGUCUGCUCCUCUAGAGAACCGGGGCAGGGUGUGCGCACCUCUUGGUUUCAGUGCUGUGCAAAGGUGGGAGCACUUGCGCUCUUCCUCCCCACCCCCUUCUCUGGUUGAGAGGUUCUGAAUUUUGCACAACAUCCUGAAUCUACAGAAGUCUUCAGCUUUUGCAGAUGCAUCGUUUUUGAGAGCAGGGCGUGUGGCUUCUUGAACGCGGCGUGUGCAAGAGCCCAAAGGUGUAACUCCCCUGCCCUCUCUGCCGUCCCUAAUGUGAAUCUGGGCUGCAACAUUUAAUUAGCUGGUUAGGUGGGAAGGGGUGCCUUCCAUAGGCUGGUAUGUUGCUGCUUUGGGUGGAUGAGGUGGGGUCGUUGCCAAAGUUCAAGGACACAUUUCAGUUGGCCCAAAGCCCAGCAGUCGGAGGUGCAGGGAAUUGUAGUCUGACAGUAUCUAGGGGGCCCCUGGAUCUCCAUCCUGGUAUUUUUUUCCCUUAAAAAAAAAAAGCAAGCAUGUUUUCCAUUCAAAACUAUCCUUUCAAUCCUUUUGCAGCUAUGUUUCAGAAAAAAAGACAAUCAAAACCCAUUUGAUUUUAAUAGACUCGGAUUUCUUUUACCAGGCGAUAGCUGUGCUCUGAAGUCCUCCUCUUCUCCUAAUUCCUCGGUCUCUUAGGUUCCCCCCCUCAGUCCUCCAAAAGAGAAUUAGAUGACCAGUGUCUGUCUGUCAAUCAGAUUUGUUUCUCGGAAACAAUUGUACAUAAUCACAAAGGCCAAAUUCACACCAUGCAUUUAAACCACCAUGAUAUCACAUUAAAUAGUCAAAAGCAUUCAAAUAAUUAUGGGACCUGUAGUUUGGCAAGGUUGCCUCUUCCCUUUCUCAGAGCUACAAUUCCCAGAAAUCCCUGUGAAGAUGGAUCGAUAGUUAGACUUCUCUGGGAUGCUUUAUUUGAUAUUCCUGCAUUGCAGGGGGUUGGACUAGAUGGCCUUUGGGGUCCCUCCUUCCAGUUCUACGAUUCUGUGAAGUGCCAAGACCCUGUUGAGUCAGCCGUGUCCCUCUUCUCUCCCACAGGCCGUCUGGCCAUCUGGUACGGAAUGUAUUGCUAAGUACAACUUCCAUGGCACGGCAGAUCAGGACCUCCCGUUCAGCAAAGGGGAUGUCCUCACCAUUAUCUCUGUCACCAAGGUAACCCACCCGUCUCGGGUACCAGGGAGAAAUCAGAAGUUGGGGAGUGGGGGGGCUCAUUUUUCUUGCCCAUCAGCAAAGCUGACUAUUUCCUUUAUUGGAGGCAGUAGACCUCUGAAAAUGGGUUGCUGGGAAUCACAAGUGGGGAGAGUUGGCUGUUGCUCUAGGGCAGGGGUCCACAAGGUUUACCUCGCCUGGGCCAGUUCACUCCAGCAGAGAUCCCUCCGUGGGCUGGGUUGCGCUCGCCCAUGAGAGCCUGCGAUUUCCAGCAUUGGUGUCUGCGCAGACGCAAUUUCCGGCAUCAUGUGAUUUCCGACGCUGCGGAAGUGAGUCCCUGCGCCGCGCCAGUUUAGCACAGUGCACGGGGACUUGCUGAGUGGGUGGCUCGUGUUCAGGUAAACAACGCCUGUGGGCCGCUUGUGGCCCAUGGGCCAUAGGUUGCCUACCCCUGCUCUCGGGUCCUGCUUGUGGGCUCCCCCUUGGGGCGUGGCCACCGUGGCAACAGAAUUCUGGACUGGAUGGGCCCCUUCUAAGGAUGGGGCAGAGGAGAGCCCAAAUGGAAAGUCUUUGACCGACUAGCUACCCACUAGCAAUAAAACUUAGGCUUGGGCGAUGCAUCAAUACAUCCACCCAGGAUUGGUUUGAGGGCCAGAGCAUGAUGGAGCAGUAUAUCGCAGGUGAAACUGCUGCUGCUCCUGACUCACUGUGCUCUGGUCCUCAAACCGAGGGAGGAAUGAGCCACAAGGCGCCAAGGCCAAUAUAGCUUGUUCCUCCCUCUGCUUUUCAACCUUGCAAUGUAUCGCUAUAUCACGGUGUUUGGCUGGUGAUACAUCACGUUGUUGAAAAACUGAUAUUGCCUCUCCCUGCUCAUGGGCACUACAAAUUGCUUCCAGUGUCGGAGGCAAUAUGUCUCUGAGUGCCAGUGCCCGGGGAAUCACAGGUGGAGAGCGUUGCUGCCCUCAUAUCUUGCUUGUGGGCUUCUCAUGUGUGUCUGGUUGGACCCUGUCACAACCAGAUCCUGGACGAGAUGGAGGUAUUUGUUUGGCUCCAAGAGAGCUCUUCACAUGAUGCUAAUGUGCUACUAUCCGCAAGAUCCAGGCAUUUCCUUCUGCAGCUGUGAUCUUCCUUCCCUCCCUAGCGACCUGAAAAGGGACAGGGAAAGCAAUAUGUUUUAAUUGAUGUGAGCGUUAUUUAAAGUUCUUCAAGAGUAAGCCACUUGGUCAAGUCCCAGGGAGAGGAUUUGCAGACUCAGCCACCGUAUUUGUGAGAAGAGGCUAAACAUUGGCAGAGUGUCGAGCUGCCUGGUGGCUGUGAAUUUUGAGAGGACAGAGAGGGGGACGUGAAGCCCAUCAGGGGCAGAAGCCGAGACUGUAAAUCAUCCGUUACAGCCCACGAUGGAGGAAAGAGAUUCUGUAUGUUUAUAUACUGUGCAUUUUCCACAAGUGAAGCACAAAAGGGGAUCCACAAAAACAGGACUGAUUUCUGGUCAUAGAUUUUUAUAUGGUUUUAAUUGUAUUAUGUAUAAGUUGCUGUCUUCUUUUAAAUGAACAACAGCAUAUAGAUAUAUUCAGUGCCUUUUUCUGGAGGUGCUCAAGGAUACACAGUACCGGCACCUUUAUUUCCAGAAAAAAAGCGCUGGAUGUAUUCAUUGCAUGCAUCCAUCUGAGGAGACGAUGGAGGAGUCCACCUUUGGGGGUGUUGGAAAGUCGCUAGGAUUGCUGUGAUUGCUGCUUUUCAGGGGGUUGGUCUAGAUGACCUUUGGUGGUCCCUGCCAACUCCACGAUUUUCUACGCUCACAAUUGCUUUCUCUUGCCAGGAUCCCAACUGGUACAAAGCGAAGAACAAAGUGGGCCGCGAGGGGAUCAUCCCAGCCAACUACGUGCAGAAGCGGGAAGGGGUGAAAGCCGGAACCAAGCUCAGCCUGAUGCCGUGAGUCCGGGCAGAUGGGAGACGCCUGCUGAGCUGAGCUUUGCGCACAGCUGUGAGAGGAGGGCAUGGGCAGACGGCUGGAUCAGCCUUUCCCAACCUGGUGCCCUCCAGGUGUUGUGGACUCCCAGCUCCCACCAGUCCCAUCAGCGUCAUGGGAGUUAUAAUCUAGCAACAUCUUGAGAGCACCGGGAUAUUUGGGGAGGGGUUCUAGAUUGGGGCAUCUGGCCUCAACUGGGACUCCAAUUCCCACCAGCUCCAGCCAGUGUGGCCAGUAGACAGGCAUCACGGGAGCAGCAGUCCAGGAGAGCGCCCGGUUGGAUAGGCCUGGCCUAGAUGAACACAAGGGCCUUUGGGGAAAGGUGUGCCAGCCAGCACCCGUUCAGUACAUGCAGAUUCCUCUUCCUUCCCUGUUAUCCUCACAGCUGCUUUGCAAGUUAGGCUGUGCUGAGAAAAGCCCACCCAGAGGGCAGCAUGACUUGAGUGGGCGUCUGAAUGCAGAUACAGUGGUGCCUCGCAAGACAAAAAGAAUCCGCUCCGCGAGUCUCUUCGUCUUGCGGGUUUUUUCGUCUUGCGAAGCAAGCCCAUUAGAGGUUUAGCGGCUUAGCGCUACAGUAUUAGCGGCUUAGCCGGCUUAAAGAUCAGCUGAUAAGCGGCUUAACGAUCAGCUGAUAAGCGGCUUAGCAUCAGCAGUUAAGCGGCUUAAAGAUCAGCUGAUAAGCGGCUUAGCCAUCAGCUGAUAAGCGGUUUAGCGGCUUGGGAAAAAGGGGGGGGGGAACCCCGCAGGAACUCGCAAGACAUUUUCGUCUUGCGAAGCAAGCACAUAGGAAAUUCGUUUUGCGAAGCACCUCCAAAACGGAAAACCCUUUCGUCUAGCGGGUUUUCCGUCUUGCGAGGCAUUCGUCUUGCGGGGCACCACUGUAUACUAGUAUAGUUCUCUGUCUCAGUCUGUGGCGCCGUGCCAGCCCUUAGCUCCCCUCAGUAAGCACCCCCACACUUCCUGCCUCUUUCGCCCAUGCUCCCCAUAGCUCAGGUUCGAUCCUCAGUGACUUCUCUAGGUGGGGCUGGGGGAGAAUCCUGCCUGAAACUCUGCAGAGUCGCUGCCAGUCAGUGCAGGAGAUCCUGCGGUCUGUGCUUGCAGGAGAAAUGCCAUGGCCUGGGGGGGUGCAGCCCUUAGGGUUGAGUUGUGCAGGCCAUGGACACCCUUGAGGUCGACCACAGAUCAGUGCAUUCCGCAAUAAGGGAAAGGCUGCCGUUUUCCAGGAUUCCAAUUAGCAGAACAGCGUAUUCUUCAGAGGUCUGAGACCGGGUCCCGCCUGUGGGCUUUCCCUUGGGGCAUCUGUGUGGCCGCUGUGAGAACAAGAUGCUGGACUAGGUGGGCCUUUGGCCUGAUGCAGUAGGGCUCUUCUUAUGGAGGCCUCUUGUGAUAGCAGAGCCUCCAUGCCCAGGGACAGUCUAUCCCUGAAUACCAGAUAAUGGGGAACAACAUUUGGAGAAUGCUUUUGCACUCGGGUCCUGCUUCUGGGUGGCUUCUGUGAGAACAGGAUGCUGGGCUAGGUGAGCUAAUGGCCUGAUCCAGCAGGUGCUUUGCAUGGACUCAAGGGCAUCCUGAUCAAAUUUGCAGAUGACACCAAAUUGGGAGGGGUGGCUAACACCCCAGAGGACAGGAUCACACUUCAAAACGACCUUGACAGAUUAGAGAACUGGGCCAAAACAAACAAGAUGAAUUUUAACAGGGAGAAAUGUAAAGUAUUGCACUUGGGCAAAAAAAUGAGAGGCACAAAUACAAGAUGGGUGACACCUGGCUUGAGAGCAGUACAUGUGAAAAGGAUCUAGGAGUCUUGGUUGACCACAAACUUGACAUGAGCCAACAGUGUGACGCGGCAGCUAAAAAGCCAAUGCAAUUCUGGGCUGCAUCAAUAGGAGUAUAGCAUCUAGAUCAAGGGAAGUAAUAGUGCCACUGUAUUCUGCUCUGGUCAGACCUCACCUGGAGUACUGUGUCCAGUUCUGGGCACCACAGUUCAAGAAGGACACUGACAAACUGGAACGUGUCCAGAGGAGGGCAACCAAAAUGGUCAAAGGCCUGGAAACGAUGCCUUAUGAGGAACGGCUAAGAGAGCUGGGCAUGUUUAGCCUGGAGAAGAGGAGGUUAAGGGGUGAUAUGAUAGCCAUGUUCAAAUAUAUAAAAGGAUGUCACAUAGAGGAGGGAGAAAGGUUGUUUUCUGCUGCUCCAGAGAAGAGGACAUGGAGCAAUGCAUCCAAACUACAAGAAAGAAGAUUCCACCUAAACAUUAGGAAGAACUUCCUGACAGUAAGAGCUGUUCGACAGUGGAAUUUGCUGCCAAGGAGUGUGGUGGAGUCUCCUUCUUUGGAGGUCUUUAAGCAGAGGCUUGACAACCAUAUGUCAGGAGUGCUCUGAUGGUGUUUCCUGCUUGGCAGGGGGUUGGACUCGAUGGCCCUUGUGGUCUCUUCCAACUCUAUGAUUCUAUGUUCUUAUGACAUGCAAGACCUGAUCUGUGACAAACGACAGGAAGACUCCCAGGGGUGCUGGCACACAACAGACCUGCUUCUUUCUCAGUGAAGGCUCUCUGCACAUGUGCAGAAUCAGCAGGCCAAUAAAUAGAACUAUACAGAUACAGAUGUAGUUACAGAUAUGACAAUGUAUUAGCUUGGGGAUCAGUUCCUAGUUGUUGGAGGCUGUAUGAUGCAACCUUCCUUCCUUCAGUGUGGGCAUUACAGACAAGAAGGCAUUGCAUCUUCCUAAUGGUGCUAGCACAGUGGUGGGAACUUUGAGCCCGGAGAGCCAGUGGUUAGAGUGUAGGACUAGGGCGUGGGAGAGACCAGGGUUCGAAUCCCCCCGCCCAGCCAUGAAGCUCACCUGGGCAAGCUUGGCCCAGUCGCUGCCUCUCAGCCUAACCUACCUCACAGGGUUGUUGUGGGGAUUCCACAAGGAGCAGGGAGAAGAGCCAUGUGCACCGCUUGAGGUCCAGCGCCGAGGGCCUUCUGGCGGUUCCCUCAUUGCGAGAAGCAAAUCUACAGGGAACCAGGCAGAGGGCCUUCUCGGUAGUGGCGCCCGCCCUGUGGAAUGCCCUCCCAUCAGAUGUCAAAGCGAUAAAUAACUACCUGACAUUUAGAAGACAUCUUAAGGCAGCCCUGUUCAGGGAAGCUUUUAAUCUGUGAUAUUUUACUGUAUUUUUUGUUUCUAUGGAAGCCGCCCAGAGUGGCUGGGGAAACCCAGCCAGAUGGGCGGGGUGCAAAUAAUAAAUUAUUAUUAUUAUUAUUAUUAUUAUUAUUAUUAUUAUUAAGCUCCUUGGAGAAGCAGGGAUGUAAAUGCAAUAAAGAAAUAGUAAAUAUAAACAAACAAGCCUGGGCUGGGUGUACAGAUAAAUCAACCGGCUUUAAAUCUCUAGGCUGUCCCAUGGAAGUGUUAGAAAAAUGGUUGGCCAUGUUUCCUGUGUUGUCCGGUGGGGGGAGGGGUUAGACUGAGUGGCCCUUUGGGUCCCUUCCAGACCUACAGUGCUAUCUAUGGUCCUGUGGUUACGAGGUCCAGCUCUGAGGGCCUUCUGGCGGUUCCCUCACUGCGAGAAGCAAAGCUACAGGGAACCAGGCAGAGGGCCUUCUCGGUAGUGGCACCCGCCCUGUGUAACGCCCUCCCACCAGAUGUCCAAGAGAUAAACAACUACCUAACAUUUAGAAGACAAUUGAAGGCAGCCCUGUUUAGGGAAGCUUUUAAUGUGUGACAUUUUAAUGUAUUUUUAAUCUUUGUUGGAAGCUGCCUAGAGUGGCUGGAGAAACCCAGCCAGAUGGGCGGGGUACAAAUAAUAAAUUAUCAUUAUUAUUAUUAUUAUUAUUAUUAUUAUUAUUAUUAUUAUUACUAUGUGGGCUUCGUGGAGACUGCCGUGGUCACUCUUUCUUCCUUCCCUCUCUCUCCAUCUCUCUUUCCCUCCUCCUUUCCUACCCCCAGCUGGUUCCAUGGGAAAAUCACGCGGGAGCAGGCAGAGAGGCUCCUCUACCCUCCGGAGACGGGCCUCUUCCUGGUGCGUGAGAGCACCAACUACCCCGGGGACUACACGCUCUGCGUCAGCUGCGAGGGGAAAGUGGAGCACUACCGGAUCAUCUACUCCUCCAGCAAGCUCAGCAUCGACGAGGAAGUCUACUUUGAGAACCUCAUGCAGCUGGUGGAGGUGAGGCUUCAGCAAGGGGGGCAGCAGGAGCAGGGCCAAGUCGGGCAGAGCUGCAGAAUCGCUUUCCCGGUGCCGGCGUCCCUUUGGAACGGGGCAACAGCGAGGUUCAGGCAGCAAACGCACCGGUGGAGCCAGUUCUGCCCUGCCGCCUGUGUGCUUCCGCCCUGCCUCAGAGCGGCCUCGUGGUCCAAAGGUGGGCCAGAGGGGGUUGCUGCCAUUCUGAUCAUUUAUUCAGCCAUUAUGCAAGCACGUCAAAGUGCACUGUGGUGGGAAGGUAAACGGCGUUUCUGUGCGCUGCUCUGGUUCGCCAGAAGCGGCUUAGUCAUGACCCGGAAGCUGUACGCCGGCUCCCUCGGCCAGUAAAGCGAGAUGAGCGCCGCAACCCCAGAGUAGGCCACGACUGGACCUAAUGGUCAGGGGUCCCUUUACCUUUACUACCGUAGUUAUGCAGUGGCAGGGAACAAAUAAUACAGAAUCUGUCAUAAGGAAUAGACGGGAAGUCUGGUUGAUAGAAAAAAACCUCUCUUAUUUUAUGUUUUGAAGGUUAUUAGUUGAUGUAUUAAUUCUCUUCUUUUUGCUUUGGCGGUGAUGGAAUUUUUAUUUUCUUUUUCUGUAUGGUGUGUUAAUGUGAAUGGUGUCAAUAAAAUCUAAAAAAUAAUAAUAAUAAAAUCAAGAGUGCUGUGCCCCUGAGCUGCCACCCUUUGUGCCAGCGCGAGGGAGCUGGGCUGUUGCUAGAUGCGUUGCCAGAUCAGCGGGGGCCCCUGCCCUCCACCUAGGGUUGCUCAGCGGUCACAGCCUGCAAAGCUCAGACUUGUGGAGGGUUUCCUGUUUCUUGCAGAGGCAGGAAGAUGCUCUGAGCAAUUCCGAAAGUGCCCUACUUGCAGAGCAGGUGUGGGGCGCAGCCAGGGUGUGGGUGUAUGGAGAGGACCAUGUGCUUACUGGGAUGGGGGGAAGAAGCAGAGGAGUCAGGGGCCCUCCUUCCAAAUAGGUGAGCCCAUGUGAAACGCCUCUUCCCCCUCUCACACAACAGAGGAGGACACCCCCACAAGCUGCUCUCCUGGGGUAAGAAUACUGCAGAACCCACAGAAUGUAGGGCGGUGGGCCACUGUCGACCUCCUACUGCCCCCUUGUGAGGGAAUGCCGCCACUGCAACCAGGCGAGAUGUGCAACAGACCUUUGAAGAAUAUUAUUAUUAUUAUUAUUAUUAUUACCCCACCCAUCUGGCUGGGAUACAGUGGUACCUCGGUUUAAGAACAGUCUGGUUUAGGAAUGAUUUGGUUUACAAACUCCACAAAACGGAAAUAGUGUCUUGGUUUGAGAACUUUACCUCGGUCUAAGAAUGGAAUCCGAACGGUGGAAGGGCGCCGGCGGCGGGAGGCCACAUUAGGGAAAGCGCACCUCGGUUUAAGAACAGUUUUGGUUUAAGAACGGACUUCCAGAAUGGAUUAAGUUUGUAAACCAAGGUACCACUCUGUGUGUGUGUGUGUGUGUGUGUAUUCCAUUCAGCCUCCCUCAAAUAGAAUAGACUUAAUUAUUUUUAUUAUCAGGGCCCACUGUUAGGGUAACUGUAAAGCACAAGUAACAUCAACUUUCAAUAAUAAAACUACAGCAAUGUAAGUCGUAAUAAAGCAGAAUACCAGUAGAAUCAGCACAAAAGAUGCUCAAGGCCGUGUGAUGCCUACUCUGCCUUUGCACAGAGUCAGUUGUUUUGUGUGGCAGGACCCAGACUCUGGAACUCCCUGCCUCUUGAGAUCAAGCAGGCGCCUUCCCCAGACUCUUUUUCGGCUCCUGCUGAAAACAUUCUUGUUUAGAUGAGCUUAGAAAUGCUGGUGUGAAUUUUAAUCUGUUUUUGUAUUUUAACCUUUUGUAUAUUUAUUUUUCCCCCUUGAUUUUCUUUUUUUUUAAUCUUUUUGCAAAACUCUUUGAGGGUUUUGUUUUGUUUUGUUUUACAAUCAAGCGGUGUAUAAAUGUUAAUAAAUAAAAAGACCAAGAAGGCAUCUUUCUCCAUGGAAAUGCUGGAGGAGAGUAACUCCUGUCUCUUUCUGCACACAAAGCAAUGCUCCUCUGCUGAGCUACAGCCCUGUCUCAAAGGGAUUCUGACAGGCCUCAAAACUCCCAGCCCUCAAGGAACUGGAGGAGAGCCAGCGCCUACAUCUUUUCCCCAUUAUUAUUAUUUAUAUCCCACCGUUUUCCCAGACAUGUACUCAAAGCAGUUUACAGAUAAAAUAGAAUCAGCUUAAAACAGGGGCACCAGUCAUUAAAAAACAAUAGAAUUAAAACACUCUUAUCAUAUGAUGUAUUAAAACAUUCAGAUAACUAUAAUAAAAACAUCCCCGCACCAGCCUUUUCCAGACAGACAGUCAGUUCCCAAAAGCCUGUUGGAACAAGGGAUUCUUCAGCUGAUGUCAGAAGCACAGCAAGAAGGGAGCCAGUCUGGCUUCUCUAGGAGGGAGUUCCAAGGACAGAGAUUCUACCCCAAACUCCUUCCCACCUUGCCCAGCUUCCAGGUUUUUGCCUUUGGGCUUCUCCUCUUCCUUAUCUCCCCCCUCCCCCCGCUUUUCCUAUCCCAAAAAACCUUGCGACGCCUCUCUGGAAGACUAACCCGUCCAGGGCAGCGUUUGCUUCAGAGUCUUCCAGCACAAGAAAUCUGACCACAAGAUUGCUUGCUGAUUUUCCUGCAUGCAACUUGCAGAGUGUCCCUUUGGGACUGUGGUGGCUGUUGCAAAGCAGGGGAAUGGACAAUGGCAAGCUGCCAGUUCUAGUUUUGCCACCCUCCUCCGCCUCCUGGGUGAGUUCUGCAAAAGGGGGGGAGGGCAGCCAACAGGCAGGGACCGCUGACUUCAGGUGAGAAGGCAAGUGGGGGCAGCAGAGAUGAUGAUAAUAAUAAUAAUAAUAAUAAUAAUAAUAAUUUAUUAUUUAUACCCCGCCAUCUGGCUGAGUUUUCCAUCCACUCUGGGUGGCUUCCAACAGAACACUAAAAUACAAUAACCUAUUAAACAUUAAAAGCUUCCCUAAACAGGGCUGCCUUCAGAUGUCUUCUAAAAGUCUGGUAGUUGUUAUUCUCUUUGACAUCUGGUGGGAGGGCAUUCCACAGGGCGGGCGCCACCACCGAGAAGGCCCUCUGCCUGGUUCCCUGUAACUUGGCUUCUCGCAGUGAGGGAACCGCCAGAAGGCCCUCGGCGCUGGACCUCAGUGUCCGGGCAGAACGAUGGGGGUGGAGACGCUCCUUCAGGUUGGUGCUGCUGCUGCUGCCCGCUUGCCCUCAAGUGCCAGCCUCCACUGCUCUGGCGGUUAUUUUCUGGGCCAGGAGUCACUCGACUCUGAUGUGGCAGCUCUGCAGUUGUGAUAGGAGGUUGCACGAAGGGGCUGCAGCCGGGUGGUUUAGCAUGUGCUUUUCUUUUCUUUUUCUUUUUUCUUUUUGAAUUUGCGUUUUAUUUAUUUGUUAACAUUCUUAUAUUACAUCGGUAAGCGUUGUCAUAUUACGUUACAGGACUUACUAUAAUAUAAUUUCCAACAUGUAUACAUAAAUUAUAUACAAAUUUUAUAUACCUAGAAAGAAUAUGAAAAAAAAGAAAGAACAAAGAGAAAAAGCAAAACAAUUCCUCCCCCCAAGAUCAUAUAAAUACCAACACACUAGACUUCCUGUCUUUCCUGUUGUAUAUUCAUUUUUUACAAAUGAAUGUACUCUUAUUAUUGUAUAUUUCUUUAGGUAAGGGUAAAAGUAAAGGAACCCCCGACCAUUAGGUCCAGUCGUGGCCGACUAUGGGGUUGCAGCGCUCAUCUCGCUUUAUUGGCCGAGGGAGCCAGCGUACAGCUUCCGGGUCAUGUGGCCAGCAUGACUAAGCCACUUCUGGCGAACCAGAGCAGCGCACGGAAAUGCUGUUUACCUUCCUGCCAGAGUGGUACCUAUUUAUCUACUUGCACUUUGACGUGUUUACGACCUGCUAAGUUGGCAGGAGCAGGGACCGAGCAACGGGAGCUCACCCCGUCGUGGGGAUUUGAACCGCCGACCUUCUGAUCGGCAAGUCCUAGGCUCUGUGGUUUAACCCACAGCGCCACCCGCGUACCUGUAUAUUUCUUUACAUAUUAUCUAAUCCAUUCCUAUAUCAAUAUGUGCUCUUAGUCUUAUUCUGGAGCAUGUGCUUUUCAGAAAGUCAGAGCGGCACUUUCCCGAGUUUCAGCAGUUCCGUUCGCCACGGCGAGUCCAACCCCACCUGCUGGCGAGCAUGUCAAGGGGGCCAGUCCUCCUUUGCAGAGGUGCUCAGGGCUGGUGCUUAGUAAGGCCUGGUGGAUGCCCCGUGAAAAGGCGUUCAGGGUGCCUUUGAGCAGCAGCACCCAAGCCAGCCUGCUCCUCUGGGUGGGGAAGGGGCAUCCGGGUGCUGGACUCUGGUUUGAUCUGACGUUCUCUUCCCCCUGUCCACCCCCCCUUCCACUUGGCAGCACUACACCUCAGAUCCUGACGGGCUCUGCACUCGCCUCAUCAAGCCAAAGGUCAUGGAGGGCACAGUGGCUGCUCAGGACGAGUUCUCACGCGGUGAGCAUGGCGCCAGGACUGGGCAGGCCCUUUGGUUGGGCUGGGCUCCCGUGGGAGUUGGCGCGUGGCUUAUUUGUUUUUAUUAUUGGUUGUUAGCCGCCCUGAGCCUGGUCUUGGCUGGGGAGGGCGGGGUAUAAAUAAAUAUUAUUAUUAUUAUUAUUAUUAUUAUUAUUAUUUGACUUCCUCUCCCUUUCUGUAUCUCUGCCCUCUUCCAGGCGGGUGGUCCCUCAACAUGAAGGACUUGAAACUGCUGCAGAUCAUCGGGAAAGGGGAGUUCGGAGGUGAGUCGGGCAGUGAUGGCAAGUGAUGGCGCAGGGAGAUCUUUCUUCUCCUGGCAGCUGGGGAAGUCAGGGCUGCCCCCCCCAUAUGGCUCUGUUAAGGGUCAUGGUCAAAGUUUAUGGAUAUCCUAUGAAGCUGAAUGCUCAAGGAGUUGGGGCAGAUAAAAGAAAGGACUUCUUUAUGCAGCACAUAGUUAAAUUACCAAACUCCUUUCUGCACGAGGCAGUGAUGGCCAACAACCUACAGGUGGCUUUAAAAGAUUAGGCAGAUUUCAUGGGGGAGAGGGCUAUUGAUGGCUGCUAGCCAUGAUGUCUGUGCUCUGCCUCUACGGCCAGAGGCAGCAGUGCUCCUGGAUCCCAGUUGCUGGAAGCCACAGGGGAGAAGAGGGCUUGUGUUCGAAUCCCGCUUGCUGAUCUUCCGCAGGCAUCUGGUUGGCCACUGUGAGAAGAUGACGCUGGACUACAUGGGCCAUUGGCCUGAUCCAGCCGGUUGUUCUCCUGAGCCAGGCUCAGCUAAGAACCUCGGAAGCUCAUGAGGGCCCACUUCAGACGCAAAAGGCGUCCACACUAGCAUCUCCAGGUGGGCAGGGCCCCUUGCUUCUAGUCAGGAUAAAUACUCUUGCUAGAAGCUUGCCCUGGCCCUCACCAGUUCUGGAAGGCUCCUAUAGAAGAGUCCUGUACACACAGAGACUUUGCGCUUGCCCAUUAGGGGAAAUAGGAAGCCCCAAACUUAUAUUAUUUAGAUAUCCUUUUUAUGUUGAGAUCCGUAGAGCCACCAUUGAUCCUUUGCUGAAGAGGCUCGCCAAUCUUUCAGACAAGUCUAAACUUAAUUCUCUCCUCUUAGGCAAAGAUCACAAGACGACCUGGCUGGUAGCCAGAUUCUGCGCCCAGAUCUGUAGGCACAGAUCAACCUCUAGAAUAAAAUACCUCACAAGGGAAAUGCUGAAGUCGCCCUUUGGGGCACCUCAGGGUCCAUUUUUUUUUUUUAUGGUAGCCCAAAUCUCAGUUAUACGGGUGUACAGUGGUACCUCGGGUUACAUACGCUUCAGGUUACAUACGCUUCAGGAUACAGACUCCGCUAACCCAGAAAUAGUACCUCAGGUGAAGAACUUUGCUUCAGGAUGAGAACAGAAAUUGUGCUCUGACGGCGUGGCGGCAGCGGGAGGCCCCAUUAGCUAAAGUGGUGCUUCAGGUUAAGAACAGUUUCAGGUUAAGAACAGACCUCCGGAACAAAUUAAGUACUUAACCCGAGGUACCACUGUAUAUAUCUCAAUUUUAACUCAUGAGCUAUUGCUGCAAUCCGCUCCGAUUGUAUAUUUUAUCUUUAUGAACGCUGUUUUUAUUGUGUUAUGUUACGUGAGCUGGUCUUUGACCGUAAUAAAUUAGCUAUCUACCUAGUCAGGGUAAAACCACCUUGAGCCAAGGUGAUUUGACUCCGUGUGAGGCACCCUUCCUAUGUUCCUCCCUUAAUGAAAAGGGCUCUGGACUGGUGUUCUCUCCCUGGACAUAAGCUAUGUGACAGCCAAUGGUCCUCCCCCUUCUGUAGCUUCCAGCAACUGCUAUUCAGAAGCAUUUAGUACUUCUGAGUGUGGAGGGCACAUCAUAGCCAUCCUGGCCAGGAGCCAUUGACAGCCUUCUCCUCCACCAAGAGUUUGUCCAAUUCCCUUUUAAAGUCAUCUAGUGGGACUCAUGUGGGAGGGAGUUCCACUGUUUAACUCUGUGCUGCGCAAAGAAGCCCUUUUCUCUGCCCAGACCUCAGCUUCAGGUAGAAGAGAGGGCAGCUUAAUGGCCUGAUUUGUGAGCCUCCCCGGGGGCUGCUGGCUGCUGUUCCCUGGAAGCAGGGGGCUGGGUUCAAGGGACCUUGACCUGUGCUCGCGUCUCCUAGCCCUGCACCCCCCUUCAGAUUGCCCUUCUCCUUUCCAGAUGUGAUGCUGGGCGACUACCAUGGGAACAAGGUGGCCGUGAAGUGCAUCAAGAACGACGCCACCGCCCAGGCCUUCCUGGCUGAGGCCUCGGUGAUGACGUGAGUGCCGGCAGGGGUGGGGCAGGGGGAGCCCAGCAUGAGAGCAAAGGCACGCUGAUGAUGGCAGAAGCUUAAGGGAUAAUUUUUAUUGAUUUGUUUUAUUUCGCCUUAAGGUCCCAGGGCUGGUGACAGCCUAUUAAUAUUAUUAUUAUUAUUAUUAUUAUUAUUAAAUUUUAUUUAUACCCCGCCCUCCCCAGCCAAGACCGGGCUCAGAGCGGCUAACACCAGUAUAAAAAUAAUUGAUUGAAAUACAACUUAAAAACAAGAAAAAAAUACAACAUUAAAAUGCAGCCUCAUUUCAGUAGGAACUCAAAUCAAAAACCUUUUUUGGAUAUGAAAACGUCAAGUCUUCACCAAGGCCAACUAUCCAGACUGGUCCUACGUGGGCCAGAAAAAAGCCAGGGAAGUCCCCAGAUAGGAGUUCCAUCACAGAAGGAGAAAGGAAGAGGAGGAGGGGAUCAAGUUGAUUCCAAGCCAAAGGCCAGGCGGAACAACUCUGUCUUACAGGCCCUGUGGAAAGAAAUCAGAUCCUGCAGGGCCCUGGUCUCAUGAGGCAGAGCGUUCCACCAGGCCGGAGCCAGUGUUGAAAAGGCCCUGGCUCUGGUUGAGGCUAAUCUGACUUCCUUAGGACCCGGGACCUCUAGGGUGUUACUAUUUAAAAAACCCAGCGUUAAAAACAAAUUGCACUCAUGGGUAUAGGGUGGGUCCUGAAAAAUAUGUAACUUUUGGGGGGUCAGAGGCCUCCCGAAGGAAGCGGAGGUGCGGGGGUGGACUGCAGGGAGUUCUUUGAGGGCCGCCAUCACAGAAUAUCCUCCUGGUGUAGCCUUGCCCAGGUGAGCCUGAGAUGACUGGGGAUGAUCUGUUUAUUUAUAUAUCACAUUUACACCAUACCGUCUUUCCUCCAAGGAGAUCGGGAUGGUAGCACAUAGUUCUCUCCGCAUUUUACCCUCACAACAAACCUGUGAGGUAGGCUAGGGGGGCAGGCAAGAGUACUGGCUCCAAAGUCGCCCAGGGAGCUUCACGGCUGAGCAGGGUCUCUCCAACCACUGCACCACACUGUCUCUCUCCCUUGAGGCAGCUGGCUUCAGAGAUGAGGGUGCCUUUGCCUCUGGUCCAGCCUCUCCCUGUCUCUGUCCGUCUCUUUAAAAAACAGUCAGGGCCGAAUCAUCAGGUGAAGGACAGAAACAUCCAAGAGAGGCUGGCAUGGUGCUGGGAACAACUAUUCCUCCCUGGCCAUUGGUCAUGCUGGCUGAGUUUAAGCAGAGCUUGGCUGGCCAUCUGUUGAGGAUUCUCCAGCUCUGAUUCCUGGGGUUGGGCUGGAUGACCCUUGGGGUCCCUUCCAGCUCUGCGUUUCUAGGAUUCUAUGAAUGGGAGUUAGAGUCCAACAACAUCUGCAGGGCGCCAGCUUGACACGGAGGUUUGCCCAAGGAAGUGAGAUUGAUAGCACUGAGGAUGGAGGCAAAAGCCCGUCAGUAGGUCCGCAUGGGAUUUCUCCCAGAGUAAGCACCCGGGUUGCUUAAGAGUUGGGAGAAGGGUGCUGGGCAUCGUGACGGGUUGGGCUUCAGGUUUCCAGACUGACUUCUGCAUGACUUAGACCCUGAACCGGGGCCACAGCUCAGCACCUGCUUUGCCCAGAGAAGAUCCCAAGUUCAGUCCACGACGGCAUCUCCAAGUAGAGAUGGGAAAGACUCGCACCUGAAGCCCCCGGGGAACUGCCGCCAGGCCUUGUUGGGAGCUCUGAGCUAGAUGGACCAGGGGUCCAACUCUGGUCUAGGGCAGCAUCCUGUGUCCUCCCUGACAUUCUUCUGAGAGAUGAGUGUAGGGAGGCCUCCCUGGGGUAUCCAAGGCCCCCCCAACACUUGGGAGCAGGAUCCGCAAAGGAGUGGGGGCCACAGCCUCCCUUGGGCCCUUGCAUGUCAGCAGUGUCCCUGCUGUGCCACCAGUCAUCUACUUACCAUAUUUUUCACUCUAUAAGACACAUCCGACCAUAAGACGCACCUAGUUUUAGAGGAGGAGAACAAGAAAAAAAAAAUUCUUUCCCUCUCUGCGCAGCGCCUCUCCAGCAAAGCAAGAGGGAUGCUGCGCAGCGAAAGCAGCGAUCUUUCUUGCUUUUCUGGCUUCUGGGAUAGCCGUGCCAAGCCUCUUCAGGGCAGGGGGAGCGUUCCUCCCGUUGCCCUGAAGAGGCUUCGGGUGGCUAUCCCAGAAGCCAGGAGAGCAAGAGGGAUCAAUGUGCACCAAUCCCUCUUGCUCUCCUGGCUUCCGGGAUAGCUGCGCAGCCUGCAUUCACUCCAUAAGAAUCACACACAUUUCCCCUUACUUUUUAGGAGGGGGAAAGUGUGUCUUAUAGAGCAAAAAAUACGGUAGUUAUUAAAUUUCUAUGUCACCCUUCAUCUGAGGAUCUUGGGGCGAUUCACAAGACAAAAAUACAGGAUAAAAGCACAAAAUAAAUAAAACAAAACAAUAAACCCCCUGCCACAAACACAUUUAAAAGGCUGUUAGAAUAACAACCAGCCAAAGGCCUGGUUGAAGAGGAACAUUUUCACCUGGUGCCUUAAGGUGUGUGAUGGAGGUGCCAGUCAAACCUCCCUGGGGAGAGUGUUCCUCAAACGGUGGUGACUGGGCCAAGGCCACCGAGUAAGCUUCGUGGCUGAGCGGGGUGGGGAUUUGAACCCUGGUCUGAAGGGCUCCUAGACUGACACUCGUACAACUACGCUGCGCUGCCUCGGAUACCAGCCAGUGCCUUGUGGAUGACACCUUCUCUUCCCUCCCUCCCCGGCCAAUCUCAUUGCAGGCAGCUCCGGCACAGCAACCUGGUUCAGAUGCUGGGGGUGAUUGUGGAGGAGAAGGGUGGCCUCUACCUCGUCACAGAGUACAUGGCAAAGGUAAGGGGCUGGUGCUGCCCUGGGGGCUUCCUGGUGCUGCUGGCCAGGGGUGCUCAAAAGGCUGAGCCACCCUACCAGGCAGUUUUCAGCAGCUGGGCAGGACCCACGGCCAGACCGUGGCCUGAUCAAAGGGGGGGGGGGAACGACUGCUGUAUAAAAACAUGGUGAACUGAAUUUUUAUUUUUUAUUUUUUAAAAUAAUUUUUAUUAGUUUUUCAACAUAUCAUUUUCAACAGUAAUUAAACAUACUUUCAUAUAUUAUACCAUUUUUUUUUACUUCCAUCAAUCACAUCUGAAAAUUUUCCAAUCUAUUCACUAAAUAUACAUUUCUAACUUCCACAUUUAAUUCAUAACUAAUAUAUCUAUUCUUUCUCUACUUUGCAAUGCUUCAUACAUAUCUCCUUACAAAGCUUCUUGUCGUCCUACUAGCGUAAUUUGUUGAUUACAGUUGCUCUUCAAAUAGUUCGUAUAUUUCUUCCAAUCUUCUGUAAAUCUCUGGUCCCGCAGGUUUCGAGUCCUUCCUGUCAUUUUGUCUAAUUCUGCAUAGUCCAUUAAUUUUGUCUGCCAUUCUCCUUUCAUCAGAAUUUCUUCUUGUCUCCAUUUCUGGGCUAUCAAUACUCUUGCCGCAGUUGUUGCAUAUAAAAAAACGAUUUAACAUCUUGCCUAUUUAUAUCCUCGCCUAUAAUACCGAGUGUGUAACAACUUUUAAAGGCUUUAGAGAUUGCCCAACUCCUUAGCCAAAGACCACCCAAAAGUAUCAUACCAGGUCACAGAAAGAGGCUGUCUGCAACAGAAAGUUGAGAGUGUGGCUUGUUUCCUGUCUGUCAAUAUACCUGAUUGUGUUUGGCAGUCUGGGCCAUUCUUUUGAAAUGUUAUAUGCCAUAAAGGGGACGCGGGUGGCGCUGUGGGUAAAACCUCAGUGCCUAGGACUUGCCGAUCGUAUGGUCGGCGGUUCGAAUCCCCGCGGCGGGGUGAAUUCCCGUCUUUCGGUCCCAGCUCCUGCCCACCUAGCAGUUCGAAAGCACUCUUAAGUGCAAGUAGAUAAAUAGGGACCGCUUUAUAGCGGGAAGGUAAACGGCGUUUCCGUGUGCUGCGCUGGUGCUGGCUCGCCAGAGCAGCUUCGUCACGCUGGCCACGUGACCCGGAAGUGUCUCCAGACAGUGCUGGCCCUCGGCCUCUUAAGUGAGAUGAGCGCACAACCCUAGAGUUGGACACGACUGGCCCGUACGGGCAGGGGUACCUUUACCUUUAUGCCAUAAAGGCCGACCCCAUUCAUACUCAGAAGAUGAUCUUUGUGACAGAUACUUGCCAUAACAGUUUUGCAGUGGGGUAGCCCAUUCAUUCCAAGAGGUUUGUCUGUUUACAGGAUUGGAAAGGAUUUGCAAGUGAAAAGAACUAUUGGGAAGGGUUUCCCAAGAUGCUUCCUUCUUCUGCAAAGAAAAUAUCCGGGGCUGUUAAGAAGGCCAAGAUGGUUUUGGGAUGGUUCUGUGUACUCAGAUAAAGUGUCUUUUUUCAGGGAAUAUUUCCUAAUUUUGAAGGGUGAAGGAUUGGGGUUUUUUUGGGGGGGGGGUCUCCUAUGUAUGCACCUUAAAAUUUGUGUAACAAAAGAGGCCUUGGUGACUAAGGAAAGAGAGAGAGAGAGCGCCCUGGCUGGUGAGGCCAGGAUGUGCCUUGCACACCUCUGCUUAGCUGGAAAAAAACACCCCUGACCAGACUUGUAAUGGGCUGAGAGUUGCGCUCCAUACUAGACCCCCGAACCUGUUUGUGACAUUAACUCUUCUCUUUCCACUUCUCUUUGUCUGCAGGGAAGUUUAGUCGAUUACCUUCGCUCCCGAGGGAGGUCUGUGCUAGGGGGAGAAUGUCUGCUGAAGUUCUCCUUGUAAGUAUGGCGCGGGCAAGACAAGGCCACACACCCAACUGGCAGGAUCUGUGCCUGCACAAAACAACAAUCAGAACUUGUUUGUGUGUAGACAGAUGGAUCAAUAGACAGAGACAGAGAGAUGUUUGCAACAGCCACCAGCCUUUGCAAUUUGGGUGCCAAGUACAAACAUAUGCAAACAUCACUAAGCAGAUAAAGUUGCCAAAAGCUAAAUGUAAAGUCACACAGUUUAAAAAUCAAGAGAGGAUCGUUGUGGGUCAACCGUUUUAUUCUAUUGGCAGUUGUUGAACUGUUGCUGUCUUUUCAGUCACCAGUUUGUCUUGAUCCGCAAGGAGAAAAGUCACAUUCUGGCUGAGAUGUUGGUGGUGGAUUGGUUAUAUAAAUGUCUGCACAGAGGGCAGAUCGGCAGCGCAUAAAACCAUGUGUCAGCAUUACUGUCUUCACAUGGACAUGCAUGAUUUUGGAAUGAGACCCCCCUUAAAACUCGGCUGGAGGAGGCAUGUUCAACCACACCCUCAAGAAAACUGUUUUGUGACCUUGGCAGCUGGGUCAUUACCUAGCCCCACCCCAAUGGGACAACUUUGAUGGGUGGAUGGGGCAGCCCGCCUGUCAGUCACAUGGAGCCCUCAUAACAUCACAUGGUUGGCAGGUGGGUUGACAUGUCCACCCACCAGUGCCCCUUGAGCAACACUUCCCUAAGCACCUGACAGCUGAGUGCUUCUUGGGCACCGUGUACAAUGUCAGAUGUGAGCGUGGUUUGGUGGAAACAGCCUUGCCAGCCUAAUAAGAACCCUGGCCAGGCCAGUUUUAGCUUGUGGGCUGAUUGUUCCUCAUCCCUGUUGUACAUUUUUGGCAUCUGGCCAGCCAGAAAAAAUUGUUAGUAUACUUUUCAGAUAAUGUUUUGCCUUUUUUGCAGCUCUGCAUUCUCUUAUUGCAUUCUGUGGCCCACCUUGAAUACCUGUUGAGGCUUAAAUCCAUGCAUUUUAAUCAAUUGCCCACAGCAUUAUACAAUGCCAGACACUGGUUUUAAAAUUACAGGGAAGAGCCACAUGCAUUCCAUGUAUUCCAUGCAGAGAGCCACCAGGUUCAGUCCCAAUGGCAGCUGGGAGAGACUCCUGCCUGGAACUCUGCAUAGCUGCUGCCAAUCAGUGUAGACAGAACUAACCUAGAUGAAGUAAUGGACUGUUCUGGUAUAAGAAAUAACAAGAUGAAAGAUGAAAAAAUAAAUAAUUCCAGUGGCACCUUAAAGAUCAACUAAAUAUAAGUUUUCAAGGUAUGAGCUUUCUUGUGUAAUACACACCUCAUCAGAUACUCUGAAGCAGAGGAAGAUGAGGAAAACAACAAAGAGAAGAUGGAAUAGAACUGUGAAUACUAUUUGGACAGAACUGUGUAUACUAAAGCAGCAGCAAGAGAGAUGUUUGGAUCCCAUUCAGAGCUCGAAGAAUGGGUACCCCCAACAAAAAUUUUAAAAUUUGGCUGUGUAAUUUGGAAUUAAUGUGAUUUGGAAUUAAUGUGAUUUGAUUGGCCUGUUAAUAAAAAUUAUUUUAAAAAAAGAAGCAGAGGUCGCUUCAACCUUAUAACUGUUGUUGUUAGAAAUAAACAACUGUUGUUGUUUUGGUAUAAGGCAGCUUUCUAUCUCCCCAGCUAAUCAUUUGGAGGACACAUCUAUAAGCACAGGAGAAUCUGCUUGGGGGUGAUAGCGUGUGUUCAUGGGAGCUUAAAACAGAGAAAAUGGAUAAGGAGAUGCUGGGAAGGAUUUGAAUGUCAGGUGAUUGAUGGGCCUUUCAUCACAGUGUCAAAACUACGGCCUUUAAUGAUAACGUUUCAAUCAUUCAGUCUUAAAAUGCCUUCACUACUUUUCAUGUAAAAAAUAAAAUAAAUAGGAUUAUGCAACGGUUUAACAGAUGCAAGCACUAAUUAACACAAAUAAUCAGUGCAGAAUACAACAGCAGCAGAACCAGGUAAAGGGUAUUUUGGUCCUACAUACAAAGAAAGAGAAUGUGGCCAGGGUAUUCCAAAUCCUGGGGGCCACCACAGAAACAGGCCCUGCUUUGCAAUCCAAGCUGCGCUGCAAGUUGCAAUUUAGAGCAGAGCCUCACUCGCAGGUCUUGUCUGCCAAGAGGCUCGUGCAAGGAGACAGCUGUGCGCUGGCAGCAUCUCCUGGAGCAACAGCUCCCUUUCCUGAGUCUUGCCUGCCUGUUCUCCCCACACAGAGACGUCUGUGAAGCCAUGGCGUACCUGGAGGCAAACAACUUCGUCCAUCGGGACUUGGCAGCACGGAACGUCCUGGUCUCGGAAGACAACAUUGCCAAAGUCAGUGACUUCGGGCUGACGAAAGAAGCCUCGUCAACCCAGGACACGGGCAAGCUGCCAGUGAAAUGGACGGCGCCGGAAGCACUUAGAGAAAAGGUGUGGCACAACACGGGGGUGACCUGGGGGGGGCCCUGAGCCAUCACAGACACAGGCAUGACCGUCUGUCCAGCGUGAGGAACCUCAACCUGGGGGGCAAGCGGCGCCCUCCUUCCCCCUCUCUUCAGCCCUUGGGACUGACUCUCGGGGGGCGGGUGUGCCCCUUCCCAGGCCCCACCCGCUGCUGGCCGGCAUGAGCUUGAUUUGCAAAAUGGACUUGAUCAGUCAUGAGCUAUGAUAGUUCAUAUUAUGCAGAGGAGGCUGGGUGUAGUUCGGGGUGCAAUUGGUGGCUUUGGGAAAGGGCUAAAACCCAGUUCCCUAAAAAGAGGGUGGUGAGCAGAGGUGGUUUUAGGACACGGCAUGACUGGUUCAGUUGCGCUGGCUGCUGUGCUGUGGGGGGGGGGGCACCCAAACAGUGCUAUGGAGCAGAGCGCAAGAGGCAGAGGGUGCUGCUGCUGAAACUUGAGAGCCCAAAUCCGCCGCUGUGGCGAGAGGCUGUGUGAUGAUCUCCAGGCUUGGGGAGUAUCUCGCCACCCACAGGAACCGUUUCCCUCAACGAUGGACUUCCUUUCUCUUAGCAGAAAUUUUCCACCAAGUCCGACGUCUGGAGCUUUGGGAUCCUCCUCUGGGAAAUCUACUCCUUUGGGCGAGUGCCUUAUCCGAGAAUUGUAAGUGACGGAAGCUCAGCUUGGGCGGCUUUUGAUGUUUCGACAGGGACCCUGCCCCUCCCUUCCCCUUUUUUGCAGCCAACUCUUGGAGCAACUGCGUUUUUGCUCUGCCUUCUCUUUUCAUAGCCUUAGGGCAGUGAUGGCCAAACUUGGCCCUCCAGCUGUUUUGGGACUACAGUUCCCAUCAUCCCUGACCACUGGUCCUGUUUGCUAGGGAUGAUGGGAGUUGUAGUCCCAAAACAGCUGGAGGGCCAUCACUGCCUAUGGGAAAGUGGUGGGAACAGCAGCUGCCCAGCAGGCUGUCCUGGCUGAGGUGCCUGCUUCAGGAAGGGCUGUGAGUCCAUGGCAGAGCUCCUGCUUUGCAUGCAGAAGGUUCCAGGUGCAAUCCACAGUGGCAUCUCCAGGUGGGGCUGGGAGAGAGACCGCUGCCUAAGACCCUUGAGAGCCACUGUGAGUCACCAGCCUAGAUGGCUUUACAAGAGGAGUGGACGAAUUCAUGUAGGAGAGGACUGUCGAUGGCUCCUGGCCACGUUGGCUUUGCUCAGCCCUCCAAAGUUGAAGGCAACAGUCCUUCUGAACGCCAGUUGCCGGAAGCCACAGGAUGGCUGUGUUGUGGACAUGUUUCACUUGCAGGCUUCCCAUUGAGCAAUCUGGUUGGCCUCUUGAGAAGAGGAUGCUGGGCUAGAUGGCCAUUGGUCGGAUCCAGCAGCUCUUUUGAUGUCCUUACGAGUCAGGGUGGACAAUAGUGAGCUAGGUGGACGAGCUGUCUGGCCCGGCUAUAAGGCUGUUUCUUAUGGGGAGGUGCCACCACAGCCCAGUAACAUCCCAGGCUCAAUCCCUGACCUCUCUAGAUAGGGCUGGAAAAGACCCUGACCGGAAGCCCUUACAGAAGCUGUUGCCACUCGGGAUGGACGGUGCUGGAGCCAGUAGGCUGACUCACUAUAAGGCAGUCUUCCUGUGCUCCUGAUCAGAAGGGUCUGAAGAGAGCAUGUCUGAAAUGAGUCUGAAGGAUUUUUCACUACUGGGAUGGGGUCCAGCCAAAAUGCUCCCCUCGUUUCAUAAAAUCAUAGAACCAUAGAAUUGUAGAGCUGGAAGGGACCCCGAGGGUCAUCUAGUCCAACCCCCUGAAAUGCAGGAAUCUCAACUAAAGUGUCCAUGAGAGGUGGCCAUCCAGCCUCUUGCUUAAAAACCUCCAAGGAAGGAGAGUCAGUUCUCCUGUAAAACAGCUUUUACUGUCAGAAAGCUUUUCCUGAUGUCUAGUCAGAAUCUCCUUUCUUGUAACUUAAAACCAUUAAUUUGGGCCCAAGCUCCCUCCUUAAAUAAUUUUUUACGUUAUCACCUGGUUGGGCAUCACUUUCCUUUUGGGUGAAGACAGAGGCAAAGUAGAUGUUGAGGAGUUCCGCCUUCUCUCUAUCCCCCAAUAACAUUUCUCCAUCUUCUCCAUGUAGAGGACCUACUAUUUACUUGUUUUUAGUUUUUAGUUUUGCUUUGAGCAUAGCCAAAGAAGACUUUUUAAAAUUAUUUUUAACCUCUCUUGCAAGCCUGAGUUCAUUCUGAGCUUUGGCCUGUCUGACCUUCUCCCUGCAACUGUUGGAUACUUGUGUAUAGUCUUCCUCCAUGAUUUCCCAUAUCUUAUACAUGCCCUUCUUACAGGGGCAUAGCGUGGGGGGACAGAGGGGCCGUGGCCCAGGGUCCAGCCCCCAUGCUGGCACCCCUCUCCUGGCACCAGAGGAACCAACGCUCACAGAGAGGAGCACUGGCAUGGGCUGCUCUGGAGGUGCUGGCAUGGGGGUGCCUGCUUUGCACAGGAGCCAAGUGCCACAUUGAAAGGUUUAUAUAACAAGAUGCAUUGCUUUGUGUGCUAUUCUCAUAGCUUUUUGUUUAGAAAUUGUAGGCCAUGUGCAAAUGUCUAUAUUCAUGAAAUUAAAAUAUUUAGCAAAGUGAAUUUUUGGGGGGCCCUUCCCAUUUCACUGGCUCCUCCUUUCCACACUGCUGUUUUCCCCUUGGGGUCCUCCCCCCAACCCCUCCCUUGCAUUUUAAGCUUGCCAGUUUUAUAGCCCCCGGAGAUCCUUAUCCACCUUCCACAGUAUUAUAACACUUGUAUCUUACCUUUCCUCCAUACGGCAGCACUCACGGUCCUCCACUCCCCCCUUUUACUCUCAACACCCCUGCAAGGUAGGCUAAGCCAAGAGUUUGUGACCUGGCCCCAGACCCACCAGCGAGCUUUGACCCCAGUCCUGAACCCAGCGCAGUAUUGCUUCCAGUUGACAUAGUCCCUUUGUGUUUGUUUCCCUCUCCUCCCACCCCUUGCAGCCUCUGAAGGAUGUAGUCCCUCGUGUGGAGAAGGGGUACAAAAUGGAGUCCCCCGACGGCUGCCCUCAGAUCGUCUACGAGGUGAUGAAGAAGUGCUGGACCUUGGACCCCGCACACCGGCCCGCCUUCCACCAACUACGGGAACAGCUAGAGCAUAUCAAAGCCAGCGAGCUUUACCUGUGAGGUGGACGGGAGGGUGGGGUUUCCCUUGGACACGCCUCUUCCUCCACCACUUCCUGCGACCCGCCUCCCACGCCCAUGCGUCUGGGGGUUGGGGAUAACGGGCGAGGGGGCUGAGGGAGCGGUUCUUCCCCACCCCUGCAGGAAUGCAGAAUUCCUCCACUCAAGGGACUGUAUUUAGAGAAACAUAUUGGACUGUGUGCAUAUUUACCCCCCACCCCCGUGCCCCAGCUGGUGGGGGGGUGGGGUGGGGGUCCAGCGGCUCCUCCCUCCUCCUCCUCCGUGGAAAAGGCUCCCCCAUAUCUUUUUCAGUGGGGUCACCAGUAGACGCACGAGGGAGAGAGAAAAUAUGGGAGACCCCCAACAUCUUCUCCUGGUCCUGUAGGAAUCCCGGUUCUCUUAUAGCGGGGAGAGACCCUGACUGUUCGUUUGUAGCAUGUACCCCACACUCCCCCCCCAUUUGACCCCCUCCUCACAGAAGCGCCUCUCCCCGCCACGCCUCCUUCCUUCCCCCCUUUGACUUUCUCCCCAGAACCAGACCUCCAUGCCUCCCAUUUUCAUGGGGAGAUGUAAGACAUUCAGAUAGCACCAAAACAAUGGGAAGAUGGGGGGGGAGGGAGGGAGCCCCCAUGAGGUGGGGGAGACAGAGGGAUUUCCCUUCCCCUCCCAGUAUUUCUGUGACUGCUGGAAAUACCCAAAUUACCAAUCCAGCAUCUUUUACCCCACCCCCGCUGCCCACAACACACCUUUUUUUUAUUAAAAAAAAAAGAUUUUUGUUCAGUUUUUAUUUUUAUUUUUUGUUCCUUUUAAUGUUAUUUCAAACUGCACCGGAAAAUCAGCCGUUUUGCUGGGUUUUACUAAAGUUGCAAAUCUUAUUUUUUAAAGUAAUAAUAAAAAAAAGUUAAAAAAAAAGAAGAAAAGAAAACAGAACACGCUCUGAAAUUUAGCAAACUCACCCCCCACCCCCAACCAAAUGAAGGCAGGGCAAGUUUAAAACCGCAAAGCCACCAAGGACGGCUGUUGGGUUUUUUGGGUUUUCUUUGCUUAAAAACAGUGUUUGCAUGCUGUCUCCAGAGGCCUUUUUCCAGUCCUGUCUAGUGCUUUAUGCUCAUAUAAUGCUGCCAACUGUGAGAUUAAACUGUAAUAAAGAUCAUUCCAUAUGAACACGUAUGA
Messenger RNA from Podarcis lilfordi (Lilford's wall lizard), 69997 nucleotides. The record is from the annotation of a GenBank genome assembly. Lineage: Eukaryota; Metazoa; Chordata; Lepidosauria; Squamata; Lacertidae.